Molecule: messenger RNA, 48283 nt
Organism: Porites lobata
Lineage: Eukaryota; Metazoa; Cnidaria; Anthozoa; Scleractinia; Poritidae
Source: the annotation of a GenBank genome assembly
AUGAAUUUGAAGCGCCGCGUGAAGGCUUUUUUCUCCCGGCCGCUCUGUUUGGGAAGGCGAACCAAAAAGGCCGGUGUUGAGGUUAGUUAUAAUUUUAACUCAUUAUUUAUUUAUUUUUUUAUUGCUCUCUUUAUUUUAGAAUUAAUCUGGAGAAAUGUUUGAUUAUUCCCUUCCAAUGAUCUCUAAGGGUACAAGGUUUUAUUUGUUAUCUAAACUAAAACGAAAUUCUAGUAAAUGUCAUAUUUUGAUCUGACAGCAAAAUUUUUGAUACUAACCUUAAAUCAAUGAUCAAAUAUUUACCUUUCUGCACCAGAUGGUUAAUCUCUCCAUAAAUUAUUAAAAAAUUGACCAAGCCAUCGCCGAAAUGGCCAUGUUCUGCCGGUUACAAAAUCAGACUAUGUUUAAUAUUCAUUAAAGGUGUUAAAUUCUUAAAUCCGAUGGAAAAGAUUAAAAAAACUUUUCUAAUAGAUAAGCAGUGGGCGACAAGUAGCUUUCUUUUAACAAAAUGAAAAUCGAUGUAGGAUCGUCGGAUGUAAAAGUUGUCUUUCAACGUUUUACAACUGGCAAAUGACUCGCUAAAUUCGAAGACCGAAUAUAGAAGAAACUCCUUCUGUAUAUGGUCGACAAAAAUUUUGGUAAAAGACACAGAAGGACAGUGCACUUGCCUUUUUCGUUUAUACCAUAACAAAUUAAAAAAGAACAAAAAAACUUGUAAGAAAUAAUAUAAACCGCUCUACUUUCUCAAAUCUAUAAAAUUUACAUAAAUUAUGCAAAACGGGCGAUUAGUGGGUUUGAAGUAAUCCGCCAAUUGCAGGAUUUUCGACAACUUCGAUUUCCCCUCAAGAUAUUUCCAAACCCCAGAAUUCGUAACCCGAGCAAUUUUGAAGCCAGCCGCGUAAAAGUUUUCUCUUUGGUCUCUUUCUCUUUCUCUCUUUUAAUAUGUUCAUUUUUGAAGGCACAUGUUAACUGUUUUCUUUCUAGCAAGCGUGAUAAAAUGGCCCCGAGGUGGCUGGGCUUUAAUAGUUAAGAGGCUAAAGAAAUUGUCGCGCGCCAUAAUAUCCGCACAGUUUUACGACCGGUAGAUUCAUCUGUCUCUUGUGAAUAUUCGAUUCGAUUUUUUCUCUUCCGUGCUAAGAAAGCAGCUGUUAGGUACAGCUAAGACGAUUGGCUCUUUGGUUUGUCUCGCAGAAAAGACAAGGCCGAUAAAAAAGACCUCUGACCAAUGAAAUAACAGAGCGUUUAUAGUUAGUGGUACUUUUACAGUACCAUUAAGCAGUUUGCUUUGACCUAGUUUGGUUUAAUUACCAAAACAUAUUUUGGAAACUGUGCACACCAGUUGGUAUCUGGCGGCUGUGAAACUAUCAUGAUAGAUCACUAAAUAGAAUUGAGGUAUGCUUUGCGUGGAUACAAAUAGAUUUACAAGUUGCAGUUUAUUUAAAAAACUGUGUUUUCCAGUCAGUUUAUUAACCUUUUCCUGCUCGCCAAUAAUAGAGAACUUUCGCCUAUGCUUUAAAAUGCUGUUGCAGAAUCGCUAAUUAGUUUGUGAGUUCGAAGACACUCAGGUGAUAUCUUUCGUUUCAGUCACAAUGUGCUCAAUGAACUAUUUUGGCUCUGUUUCAUAUAUAACCAGUAUCUGAUUCAAAUUUAGCUUUUGAUGCGGAGAGCAAAAAACGACUUAUUAUCCUACAAAUUGUCUAAUAUUUUCAAUGUCAGAAGAAUUUUAAGCAAAAUUAAGAUUGCCCAUUCCUAACUUAUAUCAUCACUGACCUGGAAUGAAAAUAAACUUGAUACUUAUUUCGAACAAUUCUAUCCGUCUUACCGAAGAAAAUGUUCUCAAAAUUAGCUAGCGUGCAAUGUUCUUCAAUUUUCUUUUUUUCCUUGGGAAUAUUUCGCCCAUUGACAUCUUUGGUAUCAAGUAGGAUAUCCGAUCUUGAGUAUUAAGUCUCUCAUGUUUUGUUUAUGAAAAACAAAGGGGAAAUUUUCAAGCAAAGGAUUUGCGUAGGAGAGUAACCUGUCAUUCCCAGACCUUUUCCAGACCCCUCGACAACCCAAGUCCCUUCUACGUAACCCGGCCUUCCGCUGAACAGGUGGAGACCGUUUCUUUCAGUAGAGAGCUUUAGAUUCUGAGACGAGUAUACGACUACGACUACGGGAUUUCCUCAAUACUAAGUAGUGCGCGCGCGUGAACCAGCGUCAUUUUGGCGGGAAAACGUGAUAGCCGUCGUCGUUCUGCUACGAGUUUUAGCGAGAAUGUCCUAGAGGGCACAAGUUAUAAACUGUUAUUUUGCGGCUGGGAAAUAGCUUUAACCUCAUUCAAGGAAGAUAACAGUGCUAUUUUUUUGGUGAAAAAGAUGUGCAAUGAGGCUAUCCGGGGUGUCUAUUAUUUGAGAAUAAGUAGCCAAUCCCCCUCCCCUUUUUCCCUUCCUCCCUAUCCCCUACCCCCUACCCCUUUCGACGCCUGCUAGGCAGGCUAGAGAAUAAGCGAAAAAACUUAUUGAGCGAAAUCUCGUACUCGUAGUCGUUCUUGUCCUAGAAUCUUAAGAUCUUUCCCCUCAACAAAGUACAUCAAGGAUCAACGUAUUAGAUAAAAGAGUAGCCUCCGUCGAUUGUUGCACAUUUUGGUAGCAAAAUUCUGGAGUCACAAUUCACCCUUUAUACCGAGACCACAAUGCACCUUGUUUACGCCCCUAAAAUAUUACAUAAACAUUGUCUUCGAUUUCUCUUAGGACGACUGGGUUAUGUAAUUUUUUUUGGGGGGGGGGGGAAGGAGCUGUGGAAUAAACAAGGUGCAUUAUGGUCUCGGUGAAAAGAAGGGGGAGGGAGUUAGAGGGAGUCUGGAACUAGCGUCUGUCUUAUGAAUUAAAAUCAUUCUUGUCCCCAGAGCCUCCUUGGGGCCUGAGCACGAGGACCAGAAGGCUCUGGGGACACAGGAUUUGAAGUCCUAGAUUUUAGUUUUUAGGACUUCCGGUCAUUUCCGAAUCAAAAGUAAAAGUAAAAGCUUUGAAUCACCUAAAUUUACAGUCAUUGACACUUGGGCAAGAGUAAGUGACCACUGUUAGAAACUUUGUAAAAAAUCAGAAAUGACGGGAAGUCCUAAAAUCUAGUACUUCAAAUCCUGUGUCCCCAGAGCCUCCUGGUCCUCGUACUCAGGCCUCCAGGAGGUUCUGGGGACGAGAAUGGAUUAAAGUUAUCUGGAGAUGGUCCUAACGAACAAGGAGAAAUGAAGAUGUCUAGUCAAACAUUGGCAGAACGGAUAACUAAACUUCUGCUCGCAUGGUAAAAAGCAUCACGUUUUCACCUUAAAUCAUACAGCUGAAAUGACAGCAAUUAGCGGUAGCUACGUAUUCAAUUAAAAUAUCUCAGCUAGUUAGGUAUACAAGAUACAAGAGCUAAAAUUAACUGCAUGUUCUAUUUUGGUAACGAAAACGAUGGAGAUUUCGUGCAAACUGACUUUUGAUGUUUUAUCUUCUAAUGUAAUGCUGUCAAAUAUACAGCUGUUUCGAGAAAGGUUGUGGGAAGAAAUGCGCACGCGACAACCCCGAAAGGUAAUAUGGGAUAUGAUCAAUACACUGUUCGUAAAGACUGAAGCUGUCGAACCUACUUUUGUUGCUUUCCUUUAGCACUCGCAAACAUAUGUCCGUGGCCUCCCGUACCAUUCUUUCAAAUUUCUUUGAAGAACAGUGCCCUCAAAGCCACCCACAAUACCUUUCUGGAUCGUUGCGUGCACUUUUUCCGACUUCCUUUCUCGAAAUAGCUGUAUAUGCUGGUGCUAAGUGGUAUGCGCCAGUCUAGAUGGCUGGAUGUUUGCCGUUCGUCAAGGUCCAUAUAAAAGCGCAAUAAAAAUAAUCAAGAACGAGGCCCACAAUAUUCAAUAUUCAGUCAGGUUUACCGAACAAGUUUGGUAAAUGACGGUUAAUCCAUAGACGUUCCAUAGGAGUAUAUUGAUCUCCAUAGAAGUUACAAAUUAAAUUAGAUUCAAACUUCCUCUGCUCGCAUAUAUAGCUUGGCUAAUCGAGGCAGGCAGGGGUAAACAUAAAGUAAUUUAUUAGGAAGAAAUUAAGACAAGGAAAGAAAAAGGAAAGUAGAUCUAUGUAAAUGACACAAGAAUGGACUGAGGUUAUUACAAUACAACAUUACAAUUUGCAAAAUUAUUUCACAUUUCAUAUCUUUUGUUGAUUGCGGCGAAAAAAGAAGUAAAAUUCACUCGCGAGUUCAUCUGUUUCAGAACGUAGUAUUCGCUUCAUCUUGCCUGCUCAAGAACGAGCCAUGUAAUAGGGCAAAAUAUUAAAUCGACAUGUGACCAUGAUAGACAAAAUUUCAUUGGUGGAUUAUUGCUGCAGGCCUUACAUUACGAGCAACCCAAUUUUUGACUGACCCUGUGGGGCCUGGACGCGUAAAAUAAAAAUGAAUAUUUUAAUAAACUCGCGGAUACGUGAAGCGAAGUACUGAGUUUUUGUACGCACUCCGAUAUGAGAAUAACUCACUCAUUAACUUACUCACUUACUCAGAUGUUAACACUGUUCGUUGUCCCGAACUCGAUCAAGAGAUGAUAAAGGGGCUGGAUAUAAUAGUACCAUAGUAUAAAACUCCGAAAAUUGUCGUUGUUGCCAAAGUUUAUACACCCUGGGCGGGCACCGUUCCGAUUCAUUUACUAGAUUAGCGGUUCGCCAAAACUGGUAAUUAUCGUGAAGAACUCAAAAGAUUUUAAAGGCUGAUUGUUUAAAAUUAUAAAAAUCUUGGUAUGUCUGCAGUAGAUUCCUGAGUGAUGACGUACACUUCCCAGUAUCUCGUCGAAGCACUGUGCUUUCAAUUUGUAGCCUCUAGUUUAUGAGAUCCGUUAAUGAGCUUUAUGCAAGAAAAUCUACUAAUUCGAAUGUAAAUGAGAUAAAAAUUAAUGUCCAUUCUAUUGUUGAUACACAGGAGUUAGCCGAAACCUUUAAUUACCACUUCACUAGUAGCCUCCCACGAAGACGUUCUUAGCGGUUCGUCACGCGUUCCUGAGUGUCGAGCCAAAGUUAGUCAGCGUCCCGGGGGGGGCACUGCCACAUAUGGGCUGUAUAGGUAUGUGCCGCUGUGAAGGGUAUGGUUUUCAGGCAGGUUACUCUAGGAUAGGGUAUAUAUAUCAGAGAGUUUGGGUCUAGAAUAGGGUAUCAUUUUUCCGGAAACUGAUCAGUUGGUUGAAGAUUUUAUCUAGACUAGGGAAAAAGCUACUCUAGGAUGGGGGAUUUGGGGAGUUUACUCUAGUAUAGGGUAACAAAAUUCAGCUGAACUAGCUCUCGUAUAGGUUAAGGGUUCCAGGGUCCCAGCGGCACAUCCCCACCCAGAAAUUCCUAAAGUACCCCCCCGGGGUCAGCGUCAUACCCAAUAUUGAUAGUUCAGUCUCAUUUUAAUAGCUGACAAUAUCACAAUCUUAUACUCUAGAUGACGGAAAUUGAUUCGUGCUCAAACAAACGGAUGUAGCUACUGUUUAUUCAAUAUUAUCUAAAUUAAGUAAAUCUUAAGGUACUGACCUAGGUAAGGUCUCGGUGAGACUGCUUCGUGAAUGUGCUGACCUGCUGAUUGCACCCUCACACUGUUUCAUCUUUAAUCGCUGUAUUGUCUCUAGUGUUUUUCCUGAUGAUUGGAAGUGUUCUAGAGUUAGUCCUUUAUUCAAACAAGGCGAACUUGAUGACUUAAAUAACUAUCGUCCAAUCUCAAUUAGUCCUGUAUUGGUGAAAGGGAUGGAAAUUAAAGAAUAGUUUACGAUCAAAUCUUCCUACACUUAACUGUUAAUAUUUUAUCGACCAGGGUGGGGUUAACGCCGUAGUUUUCCUACCUCAAAAAAGGAUUUGACACGGUGAAACAUGACAUCCUUCUAUGAAAAUUAUAUUAAUAUGGCAUUCAAGACGUUUCCAAUGAUUGCUUUAGGUCCUAUCUGAGUGAUCGUGAUCAAAAAUGUUUCGUGAAUGGUCAUUUGUCACAACUUGUUGCUGUCCCGAGGCAUUCCUCAGGAAACAAUCCUGGGACCUCUACUGUCUCUUAUUUCUAUUAACGACCUCCCAAAUUGUCUUUCCCAUUGUCCGCCUCGUAUGUAUGCAGAUGACACUCAUCUAACCUUCGCUUCUAAUCAUAUCCAUUGUAUUGGCCUUUAUCUAAAUCACGAUUUGAUUAAUAUCAGUGACUGGUUCAUUGGUAACAAGCUGGCUCUGAAUACAUCCAAGAUAGAGUUGUUGAUAGGCUCCAGGCAAAGAUUUAAGACUCUCGAGACUGCCCCAUCUCUAUCGAUUAAUAUAUGGUGCUUCUAUUAAACAGGUCUCGUAUACGAUUUCACUUGGAGUACUAAUUGAUGAAAUUCUGUCAUGGAAUGAACAUAUCGAGAAAUAAUCAACUAAAAUUGCCUCUGGUUUUGGGGCCCUGAAACGCAUUCGAUCUUUUGCUCCUUCCAGUACCCUGCAGUUCAUCUAUUAUUCACUGAUUCAACUUCAUUUUGAUUACUGCAGUGUGGUUUGGGUUAAUUACGGUAACACCCUUUGUGCUAAAUUGCAAAAACUACAAAAGCGGGCGGCACGGGGUUUUAAAUUUUUGCACUCAUGACGCUAGUGCUGACUAUCUUUUUGAACUUCUUGGCUGGAAAGAACUGGAUUGCCAACGAUAGGUUCAAAAAGCUGUUAUGGUCUAUAAAUCACUCAACGGUCUUGCCUCAGGUUAUCUCUGUUCUAAAUUUGUAGACCGUAGCAGCGUCAGUCAACCUAUUCAUUAGGAAACUCCGAGGGCAACUUUCCGUUUCCUUUCUCGUACUGAGCUUCCGCUAUGUUGAGGCAGUGCUCUGGAAUAGUCUUCCAACAGAGUUGCGGCAAGCUCAAACCCUUCAGAGUUUUCGGCUGUAGAGGUUACUUUAACUAACCCCUUACCUUCAACGCAAAAAAAAUCAGGUUAUUUUAUUUCACUUUGUCGUAAGAAUGUGUGUUCUCUUGUAUAAAUAUAGAUAGAUAAAUAUUGUAACUUUUUUCUUGCUUUUUCAUCUAUGCAAUCCCGAUGAGUUUUAACCGUGUUGAAAUAAAGAUUACUAGUUCCUUUUUCACUCAAAGAAUAAAGUAACCAUCAAUUAAUCUAUUUUCAGUAGAAACAAUUUCCGUAGGCGUGAAAUCGCCAUUAAAAAUGGCUACGGUACGUAACAGGAAAUAAUGAGUUAGAAAAUAAACUUAAUGAGCACGCAAGACUAUAAUUUGAAUUUGUUUCAACAAAAACAUUUUUAGGGAUAUACUGGGCUUCUGACUACGAGAAGUAGUCUCUCUUCCUUGCGCGUGAACGCUAGUGUAUUGUAGUUCACUCACCGUCUCAUGUAGCCCCAUCCCUGAAAAUUUGAAGGGACUACCCGUCUCUGUUUAAUAUUCUAUGAACGGUGGAACUCCUGUCGUCUGGAUUUUUAAGGUAAAAUCUUUCAGUUUACUUCUAUUGUUCAGAGUUUUAUUGAAUAAGACAGAAAAACUAAGCUGUCUGUUGUUGAUUAGAACUAAACACGCUAAUAUAAUUUAUAGGCUUUAUAGAAUGAGUCCACUAACAGCCCUGCUCAAGUUCAUACAAAACAACACAUAUUGAAAACAAACAUUUUAUUAUUAUUAUUGAUUUGUCUUGACAAAAAUUUUUAUAAACUUGCCAUAAACAGUGAGUCUAGACGAGGAAAUAGGUUACUGAUGAGCGAGGAGUAUAGUAGUCUAGAAUUUGUGACUUUAGUCAAUUUAGUGAGAUAAAAGGCUCGACCUGCUAUCAGUAAGGAUGCUCAGUGAACCUAUAACUUCUUGUUUCAGUGAGAGUCACGUACUUUAACCUGCGCAGGAAAAAAGAAAGAUUCAGGGAAAUUAUUGAAGGGGAAAAUAACUAUAUAUGAGUUGUGACGAAGAAACGAAGACAAAAAAGCACUGUCCUUUACAAGGCGGAUACUUUUCUAGGGCCAAAACUGUAUUGUUUUAAAGGCAAUUUGGGGUUAAAAGAAGGUAAAUACCACAAUCUUGAAACAAACCUUAUCUCACCUUGUAAAUGACAAGUUAGUAAUAGUCAUAGCCUCAUUCAGUGUUUAAUGGUCAAAAUGUAUUUUCGAGGACGGAACAACGAAGCAGGAAUCACGUACAAUACGAGAGGUUGCGAAAAUAUCGCUGCGAGAUUGGCUCACAUAUCUCAAACAUUUUCAAAACCUUGAACUCUUCAUUGACAAGAGUUACCUAGUUACAACGGGCUUACAUCUUGAUUCUGUACUUCUGAUAUCGACGUCUUACUUCAUCUUUAAGGGCAGUCGGUGUUUUUUUAACGUUCUUCUGUCUCGUGACUUUUUAUGUGCCGUGGCUUGGCAACAAUCAAAACUAGUUUUGGAAAGGGUCCAAUUUCUUAUUUAUUCCCAAGAUAUACCUCAUUGCACUGGACAGUUUUACACUCGAUAAAAAGGGAUCAUUUAGAAUUUAAUGAGGAGAGAGCUGGGUAAAUUCGAUCAAGCGCGGAUUUAAGCAGCUUAACUGCUUUGUUUGUCUAAUCUUGUGUUUGCUACACGAAUGAGUUUCCUCAUCUUUUGACAAACGCCAAGCAAUUUACGUCAUAGACGAGUUGUGACGUAAGCGAAAACCCACAACAGGAAAACUGAAGUGAUACCAUUGAAAACUCGUCACUUUCAACAUCCGAUAGUGAUAGAAGCAAGCGUUCAACUGCAUAUCGCAUCCCAAAUUAGUACUGUGUUGAACUGGAACAAUCAUCAAGAAAGAUAGUUCAAACUGCUAAUGAUCCUUUCACCCAAAGGUAAGCCUCAGCUAUCGUCAUCGAUAUUCAGGACUAGAUUCAGUCUUAGGCAAUGUCUAGCUCUGUGAUUUUCCGGGUCCUGUCGACUAUGCAUGAAAUUCUACAAGAAACGUGAAGCCUGCGAAGUAAGUACUCAUGAUCCCAAUCGGGCUGACAAAUUGGAACAUCGUUUUAGAAAGAAAGAACGGAGAAACAAGCUUUAGCUUGCAAUUUGAAUAAUAAGUUAAGAAAAUGGUGAGACUCGACAUCAUUCAGCUGUCGGUAUUGAUUUCAUGAAUUUUAAUAACUUCCAGCGUUUUCUUCUUUCAUUAGUUAGUUAUGUAACCGAAACAACGAAAUACUGAUUCAUUAUUGAUCCUCCUUAUAUCGGCUGUUAAGAUUAAAGUCAAGUGGUAAAGUUUUAACAGUCGGCGAUUUUUUAUUCUCAAGUUCCAGACCAGGGCAUGGCUGUAAAUAUGUUUAUUAAAUUUUCCGAGGCAUUCCAGCUAAUCUUCAGUGUCGAAGUCGAUUCAUGUUAAACUGCAUUUGGAAAGUUUUUUUUUUCUGCUGGGACGUCAGUUGAGAUAAUUCAGUCUUGAUUUAAGACUUGUUGACUGAAGAAACAUGGUGACAUUUGACUCGGAAUUCGUUCAACUGAUCUUUGUAUUAUGUAGUCUAUGCUUGCCGCAUAUGUUUAAUUGUCACCCGGUGAAAACACUUGAGAACUUGCAUGGGAUCUUUGGCUCUUGCACGCACAGUAUAGACUAUCUUUUGAUAGGGUGGUUAGUACGUUUGCGUGUUCGAUUGCCAAGGUCAUUGCGCGAACGUUAAUAAUCCCAGAUCGAACGGUCGUAACAUUAGAGAGAUUAAGGUUUAGUUUACGCCAAAAGGCAAACGUGAAUUUGUACCACGUGACGAAGUUUUUGCCUUAAUUGUUAAUUGUUUAUUACUUCAACUAAAAAACAAGUCGUUUCAUGCCAGUUUUAUACAUAAGAAUUGUUCUGGACAGUUUUUAUCGUCUUAUUUUCUAUUCUGAGAAAUUCUCAACUUGAAUCUGACGUCGGCCGUUUGCCGUAAACGUGACUCUUAAUCUCAGUAUUGAGGAGCUUGAGCAACUGAGGACGACCGCAGAGAAAGCGUCACUUAAAAUAAUGUAAAGUGAGUUUUCAAAAGUGAAUUGUGCUGUCUCAAACUUCGUUAUAUUGUUUCACCGAGUGCGAUUUGUCAAAUGUUGGUGAAAAUUUUUCUGCAAUCGAUUUAUAAAGGGCUGUAUUUAAGUUCAGAAAAAGAAAAAGAAACUCGUUCUUUCUGUUUCUCUGGUGUCCAUAGACCGCGGGCGGCUCAGCGAAAAGUGAAUCGCGGCGUUGUCAAUCGAACGUUCGGUAAUCGAAAGCAUCAGGGGAAAAAUUAAAGGCACCGGGUCGAAUAGGAAAAAUAUCGGCGAGCGAAGCGAGUCGAGCGGUGGCCUUAGGGAGGGGGAAAGUGUGGCGGAGCAAGGAGACAAGUCGUUGAUACCUCCGUUAUAUGAUGCACCUGUAUCAUACUCCGAUUGGUCAAAUAUCUUAUUGUUGACAGAUUCGCGGUGCUGUUGACAGUAUCGCGCUCUUUCACUUUUCAAUAUCACCCUCCUUCAGUUCGGGAAAAGAAUUUAUAAAACACGGAUUUCGAGCAAGCAAUACAAAUUUGUUUGCGAGAGUUUUCAUUUAUCCCUCGAAUCCAAGAAGAGCAAAAAAUAUGCCUGUGAUCUGUUGCAAAAAGAAAAAGAAGCAUUCAAAAUAUCGAGCUUAUCGACUUAUAAGCUGACGUUCAAAACGCACAGCAUUAUAAUCACGCUCCUACCAAAUGCGUGAUAAAACCCAAAUAUCAGUGAAUAUAUGCAAAGAAUGCAUGUUGCGUACAGUUGAGCCUUGUGCUCCGAAAACACAUAAACCACAACUGCACGCAUGGCUCUUAGCGUUCACGAGCUAAAUGUGACUGUACGUGUAGUUUGUCAGUCGGGUAGUUAACAAACUAAAUUACGCAACUGACAAGCGACGCGAACGCGGACUUCGUAAACGCAAGAGUCAUGCAUGCAAGAGAGAAACGUCUGCUCGCAGGCUAGUAAAAACGAUGGCAAUACGAAAGCAUCCCUCACAGAGCAGGCGUUAUACUAGUAAUAAAUGAUGUAUGGCAUCAUGGUAUUCCGGAUAACCUCCGUUUUCGUCUGUCCACACGUAAACGAGUAACCAUCAUUUUCACUCUGGAGAGCGUUUUUGAAAAGACGCGUUUCCGGUGACCUUUUCACCGGAUACGUGUGGACGAUAGGCCAAAGCAGGGGAAAAAUUUCUGUUUUCAAACAAAAAGGAAAGCUUGUUGAAGGUUCCUAAAAUUUAAGCACUUGCAAGGUUUUGACGAAUUGCCGAUCAGUGGAAUUUGCGUUUUUCACGAUCAAUAUAUGGUUGCGCAAGAAGAGUUUUUACGCUACGUUUACUAGCCCUUACGGAUAAUAAUAGUUUUCUUUAAAAAUAAAACUUUAAUCCUCUCUAAAAAUAACUCUCAAGCCAAAAUUAGAAAGUGCGAAUAUUUCUGAUGGAAAAAAAAUAUAUGCCUUCCGGAACACAAGCAAUUUUGAAAGCGCAUUGGGCAUUUACGUUGUGUGUGGCGCUUUCAAGUUGUGUCACGGUGCAUGCACUACAAUACGUCAAGACUGAACGAUAUCCUAUUUUUUUGGCGAUUUAAGCCCCAAACGUUCUUCAAGGAGUUAUAAUUAGUUCUGCCGAACAUGAUGAGUUCCACUAAUAGGGCAAAAAUUUUAAUCUAAGGCCUCUUUAUUCUCUUUCUUCUCAAACUAGUUUCUCUAAAAGAAAAAUACACUAUUAACUAUCUCAAAGGAAAGAAAAAGCAGAAUCAGUUCUGGAAAUGUAUCGAAAGCACAAGCGUUGAACUUGAAAAAAACGCCCCAAUUUUCUUAUAUGGUUCGAUUUAAUUCCAUCCGCCAGGUUAUGCGAAUUAAGCCAAAGACAAGCACGUAAUGUUUUGGUCAGAGUAGAAGGGCAGUUUUAAACAAAGUUUAAAUUUAUACCGUAAAAUUCCGAAAAUAAGCCCGUUCAUGUAUAAGCCCCUCCAAAUAUAAGCCCCCCAAACCGAUAACGCAAAAAAACCUCCGUUAAAUCGCCCCUCCAAAUAUAAGUCCCCCGGAGGCUUGUACUUGGAAAAUGCCCUCAAAUAUGAAGUAAAACAAAGCAAAAAUGGUAGAUUUAUUCCCAGCUAUAAGGCUAGCCCAAUCGAUUUUGAAACGCAAAUUUCCCUCCGUCGAUAAGCCCCUCCGAAUAUAAGCCCCUCUAAAAAUAAGCUCCUCGGAAAGGGCCUUUGAAAAAUAUAAGCCUCGGGGCUUAUUUUCGGAAUUUUACGGUAUGUUUGAGUAUUCUUUGAUUCCAAUGAGGUUUCGGGGUUAAAAGCAAUACCAAAAAAUCGCGAUGUAGCUGAUCUUUAACUGAGAUGUUUUAAACUGCAAUAUGAUUGAUACGUGACCGGGAAGUAUGCCAAAGACAAAUAGAAUCAACGUUCUUGAUACUAGUGUUGAGAGAUAAUUUAGCUUCAGCUGUAACGUCGGAUCAAUUUAACGUCUUCUAAUUUCUCUCUCUCUUUCUCUCUCUUUUUUUUUUAUCAAUUUUCCAACGCCCCCCACAAAAGUCAUGACCCCCUCAAAACCAUCAUAGCCCCCUUUGGCAAAUUUUGAACCGUUUCUUAGCAAAAUGUUUUUAGUUGAAAGUGUCACCUCUGCAGUUGUAGUUUUAAAAGUAUGCUUUUUCCGAUAUAGAUAUCGAGUGCAGUUUACACGAAAAUUUCCUCUUAUAUAUUUUUGUGAAACUUCGCACAACAGAAGACAAGCACACACAUACAUAGGUAGGGUAAAGAAUUUUUAAAGAAAAUGCUGCUAAUUUAGAGCUAAAACUAUUGUGACGUCAUUGUCAGGUGAUGUUUAUUCCGAUAGCCCAAAAAAAUAAUAUCACUAGUGAUAGUUGACACUACAGCUGCCCCCGCUCUGUAUAUUGUCGGUCAAUAGUAUUUUUGCUCGUUGUGUAGCUCUUUGAAAUAUGCCAAUCCGUAAUGAAAAUUUUCACACAUAUUCCAUACAAUAGGUGAGAUAAAUACGGGAAACGUUAAGGUUCCAUGCACAACUCAUGCACAGUUUCAGUUCGCCAAGUUGUUUACACAGCUUUGAUCACAGGUAGCCCGAGCUCGAAAUACGAAAAUGAAGGGAUUUCAAUAAAAACAGCUUUAAAGAGGGAGAAAACUGUUUACAGUACAAACCAUAAAACGGCCAUAAAUCGGCUCAUGGACCACCCAGGAGAGACGUGACACACAUUUUAUGUAAGUUAAGCUGUUUGUUAUUGAAAUCCUUUCAUUUUCGUAGGUUAAGAAAACUAUAGGUUUUUUUUCCAUACAAAUCCUUAUAUUUCGAAUGUUACGCAACAAUGCUGAUGUUCGCCAAUGUUCAUAUUUCCAGCUUGAGCUACCUGUGCUUUGAUCAAAACUUUCUCAGUUUCGAGAAUAGUUUAUACUAAACCAUAAGAAAAGAUUUAAUUAGAAGUCGAAUUUUUCGCUAUUUCCCCUUCACUUUUAACAUUCAGUUCAUUGCCGGAAAGUUAGCCUUAGAAAUUAAAGGGACGUUUGAUCAAUUCACGCGUUCGCGCAUUCUAGUCUUAUUUUAAACUUUAUAGCGGAAGGACAUCUCUGUGAGCAGGGAGUCAGCACAGAAUCUGAUUGUCGGCGAAUUUCUGUAAUCGUCCAUUGUUCUGCUAGUGAUAAGCUAGCCGUUGAUCCACUCGUCUUGCUUGUUUGGGGCUGAGUCUUAUUCCGGUUAAAGAGAGAGAAAGAGAGUCUGAUUUGUGAACUUGUGUCUGGCAAACUCUCUAAGUGUUUAUAUAUAUACACAGUUUAUUUAUAUACAUAGUUAUACGCACCUUAUAACUUCAUCUGCGCUUAACGAGUGUUUUUUGGUCCAUAACUUUCAAACAACUGCUCCACUGGAUGUCACUGAUAACACGUAACACAAAGUAUGACUGCACAAUAAAUGUUACAAAAUCUACAUAAGCGGUUCCUUCGGGAUUUUCUGUCUUUACGACAUCCUAACCAUUUCGUACUUGCGGGCGUAAGCAAUAGAAACGUCAUCAUUACCUACCAAUUCCUCGCGGCCCCUGUUCAAGCAAAUCGAGAUUUUUUUCUGGCAUACUCACUGUAUAUUUCAACUGUAAGUACUUUCCUUAAUAUACGCGCGAGUUACUAGUCUAAGAGUGCCUCCUCUGGAUUUCGGGGGCAAUAAUUAACUUUAGUCUAUGUGUAAUACUUGCGUUAUAAUGGUUUUACAACAAAGGUAAAUUUGGUUAAGUCUAAGGGAUUCGGUCAGAGGGGAAGAGUAGUUUAAAACAAAGUUUAAAAUCUAUAUGUUUGAGUAUUCUUUUUUGCUGACUGCAUCUAAAGUACUAAAAAAAAUCAUUUGCUGGAAAUGUGUAGGGCGUUUGGGUCUAGAAUAGGGUAUCAUUUUUCAGGAAACUGAUCAGUUGGUUGAAGAUUUUAUCUAGACUGGGGAAACAGCUACUCUAGGAUAGGGGGAUUUUGGGAGUUUACUCUAGUAUAGGGAAGCAAAAUUCAGCUGAACUAGCUCUGGUAUAGGUCAAGGGUUCGAGGGUCCCAGCGGCACAUUCCCACCCAGAAUUUCCUAAAGUGCCCCCCACGGGAAGGGAGCUUCCAACAUAAACUACAGCACCUUUGCUUUCAACUUUGAUGUUUGCCGACUUUCAUAACCAGUCUCCUCCACUAACUUUGAUUCCACAUAUCAACACCCUUUUAAGAGGGGUCCUUCUACAGAUGAUAUAACAAAAUGAUUUUGAGUAGACUAUACUGGUCUUGCCGUUAAGCCUGGUUUUCAUAUGUCGGGAAAAUCCCAGACAAUCGGGGAUUUUACUGCUUCCCGGCUGUCCCAAAUUUUGCCGACUAAUGAAAACUCGAAAUCGAUCGUAGAUAUGCCCGAUAAUCCGGGAUGGACGGGGACAAAUCUGGAGAAUCGGGAGUGUUCCUAUUUUCCCGCGACGCAUCCCAGAUUUCUGCGAUGGUCGGCGAUCAUUCCCGACAAAUCAAAACUCAAAUUUGUACCGUCGGAGACGUUGGCGAUGGAUUUCGCUCAUUACCAAUCUCCUAUAAAUUGCUGGGCUCCAGUCCCCCUAUCACGCAAGUUUCAAUUUUUGGCGCACUUUCCAUUUCCGGCCAAAUUCAUCGGGAGAAUCUGAGUCUGACUUGUGGCGAUUAUCCGAUAUAUCUGGGACGGUCAGCGAAAAGUAAAAUCCCCGAUCGUCUUGGAUUUUCCCGACAUAUGAAAACCAGGCUUUAUCUCGAGGCCGUCUCUUAUCCUCAAUAACAAGAAAUUAAAUACUGUUAUAUGCGUUCUAAUUCUAGUAGGCUCAAUUAAGUUCUUAGACUUGACAUUUCAUAGAGCAAGUUGAUGUCGCUCUUUAUUUUUCAACAAAUUGUAAAAUCAUCCGAUCUGGGAGCAGGUGUUGCGUGUUUUCUAUAAUAAAGUAACGUGUUCUUUGAAAGUUUUGAAAAUUAGCAUGAAUUUUCCUCUGAAGUCUUCCCAGGUGUGACUGAUGUUUCCAUUCAAUAUAGUAAUAUGCGUGUAUAAUUUUAAUUCUUAGACAAAAUAUUUCCUAUAUCAAAAUCAACUGUGACUUUUUUUCUUUCAACUUAUUGUAAAACCUCUUCCGAAUUAGUAAAUUUUUCAUAAGAUAAUGUCAGUUUGCUACGAAAAUAUUAAUUACUAGCAAUGUUUUCAUCUAAAUCACUUAAGAUUUGAUUGACGUGUCCACUUUAUAUAUUGGAUCAGCCGUAGUUAAGUGCACGAUAUGCUUAAUGCUUAUGCUUUACGUCCGGGGGGAGAGGGUAUCAUUACCAAACAAACCGGGAGGCUCCGCCCUGAGGCCCAACCCUUACUCUCUUCUAUACCUCAUUUUUGACCGGCAGAAAAUUUACCGCUUUCUUACACAGUUCUAUUGACAAAUGCCACCUCUUUCUCAUACCUUCGAAGUAUUGGACUUACUUUGCAUCUACUUAAACGGCUUUAGCAAGUUUUCUUGACUUUUUUCACAGCUACAAAAUCCAUCUUUCAGCCCUUACGGGCCUUUUUCCAGACCGAAAAAUAUCUCUACCCUUUCAUAUACUUCAACUAUUGAAUUCCCUACCCUUUUAUAUACCUGAAGCCUAAAAAGUGCCCCUUUUGGGCGGAGCUUCCCCGUGUAGACGAUUGUAGGAAGUACCCCCGGGGGAACUUAACCGGCUUGUUUCUUAUGUCCUGGCUUUAAAAAUGCGUUUUUUGUGCUCCUGGUGAAACUAGAAGGUAUAUUUCAUAUAUUGUUCAGUAUUUUGUGUUUGCGGACUAAAAUUCUACAGCUUUUAUAAUAGAGGAAAUCGACCUACGUGACGUUGCUACAGUGCCGCUGUUAUUUCAUAUUACCACGCUUAAAACUGCCUCAUCUUAGAACUAUAUAUAUUUAUUUUUACCGUUUUUUUCUAGUAUCUUUUGGAUUAUAAUAUGUGUGUACAUUAGCCAGUUGUAAAUUUGUAAGUGUGCAGUACGAUAUCCUGUAAAAUGUAUUUUUAUUGACAUUCUUUUAGCAUCCUGUACAGUUGUAAGACUACGAGGAUUAAAAUAUAAUUAAGUAACUGUAACAGAAGGCUUAACUGAGGAUACGGACUUAAAAAGUGAUGCGCAGGAAGGAACACCCGCGCAUCUGAAAACGGCUGGUAUUUGAACAGGCUAACAGGCUACUUCCUGCAUUCUUUUCCUUUCGCUAUUACGUUUAAAAAUGUCGACUGCUUCUCUUCAAAAUGAACACGUCUCUCCCUCAAGUCACCAAUUUUUAUUUAGUAUAUAAGUGCUAAUUUUAACAACGAACACGGUGAGAUAGAAUCGUUUUCGAAAGAAUUGACUACAAAUGUUUUUAAUCAGAAGCAGGGUUAUAUGCUUCUGUUUUAAUUUAAUUGCCUGAAGUUCACAUGCCGCGUGUAAGGUAGGCUAUGAGUAUUUUUGCCAAAAAAAAACUCUCCGUUCCUAUCUGUCGAUGGAUAUUUUCAAUGUAUCCAAAUUUGGUUCUUUGGUUAAUUUCCAGUGUCAGUAUCCUCGACGUCAGAGCUUGAAUCGUCACCGAUUAGUUUUGCUGCUGUUGAUCGGACUCCACUGCAGCUUUCUUUGUUAUCCAAGGUGUCAGUUAAUAACUUGACAGGGAAGAAAGAGAAAAUGGCGAGAGGAGUUGGGGGGCGAUUAUUCGAAGGAGGCGAUUAAUCGAGGGACGGCUAUUAUUCGAGGAAAUACGGUAAAUCCGCAAAAUCGGGGAAUUUGUACAGACGUACAAACGUACAGACGUACAAACGGGGCCCCCACCAUAGAAAAGUCUAAAAUUUCGAGACCGGACCGCCGUGUAGAGCAAUAUCUUCGCUCGCUUCGGACUUAUCUCCUUUACACUUAGUGAGUUUCUAAUUUAAAGGCGCUCUUUCCAGUAGUGUGGAUGGAUAAUCGCUCACUGGUUUCUAUCGAAACUUGAAGAAAGAAAAACAGUGGCGGAAGAGACUACAUGUUCGUUCGCGGCUUCAGCUUGCUCUUCCCAGACCCCACGCACAUUACCGUUUUGAGGCAUCAUAACUUUACGUCACGUUAAUACUCAUGCAUUUUUUUCACUAUAAAUCGAUGGUAGUCAACAUCCGGGUAUCGAUAUAAAAUAGAACGCUUUUUCAAGCGGAAAUGUAAAAUGUACUGUGGAUAAACCAAAACGGAUAAGCGUCGAGCGGAUGAAGCCUAACUUUCUACCUUGGACUAUAAAGUGUUCGCUGCGCAUGCUUGUUUUUGGAAGCAACAAAUUUAGGUAAUGUCGAAAACUCAAAUAACCAGACCUGUAUGCAAAACUGCAAAGAUGGCAAUAAGGUGAAGUGAACACCGCGAAUUAUUCGAAACAAUCACUCCUCGUAUCAUAACAACAGACUCUAUAAUAUAUAAAGCCUUUGAAAGAGUCUUUUUUGAUCAGUGUAUUGACUAAAAGUUUGGUGGCCAUUUGUCAGUGUUGCAUCUUUGCAUUCGGUUUUGUCAGAAACAAGGAAACAAACAAGAAACUGUACGGCAGUAGCCCGUGCUAUAACGCUUUGAAUAAGCACAGGUGUAGAUCUUCAAAACGUUCAUAAAGGUGGGAUUAUUACAUGCGCUUUCUUCGCGUAUGAUUGCCGUAUUUGACCGCCGUGUGAGGGGCUUAUAUUGUUUCUGAUCGCUAAAACAAUUCUUGCUUCGCAGUAGUUUCCAUGUGUAUGUGCGCGGGGUACCGCAGAAAAUAAUCACCCUCCCAUAAAGACGUUGGGGUGGUAUCGAAACAGCAUGAAGAAAUAAUUUUUGCAUGAGAUUCUAUUCUAAUUUAACUAGCAGUUGACACUCUCGGCUCGUGUGGGCAUCAUGAACAAAUAUUGUACGACCGCUUUUUCUUUUCUCAGUUGCUAUGUAACUACCAUAUAACGGACAAAAAAAAAACUGUUGGCAUAAAAAACAUGCUGAAUGUCUCAUACGGAAACCAAAAGGAGAGACCGAAACUGCGUAGCUAGUGAGAACGGAGUAUAACGAGGAUUUAAAAAGAAGUUUAAUAUAUCAAAAUAUUGAUUCCUCUGAAAGGGAACGUUGUAUGUGAAAAUUAACUGAGGAGCUUUCAGCGGUUUUCAAUUUUGAUCUGCCUUGCCGCCGGCAACCUAACUCAAAUUUUGAGUCGUACAAUGAAGAACUUUGUUGGCUUAUAAAAGAGUACGGAUGCCCCCAGCAGCAGCGUCAAAAAAAGAUGGAAAAAGCAUAUAGUUUUAGCGGUUCUUUUAAUGAAAGCAUAUUUUACUGAAUUGUUUAUAAGGAAGUCUUUUAGCCAUUGCAAAUACAAUACAAAGUCUUUGUAAAAUCUAUUGUCUGUAAAGAAAUUGCAGUCUAGGUUUGCUGCGCUCUCAUAUACGGAAUUAUAAUUGCUCGAGUAAACUGAGCGAGAAAUAAAGAUGUUCUUUUUUCGUGGUUUUUAAAAAAGCACAUAAUCUUCGGACAGUGAAAUCUGCCAACUACAUUCCUGCUACUGAAAAAAGCGAGAUCAGACCAAAGGAAGUCGAUAGUUUUAGACGGCUGUAUUGAAGAGAAAGCUAAAAUACUACGAAUUGGUUUUAUGUUCAGAUUAAGAUAUAUAUGAUCAUAAUCCUUUGGAUUAGGAAAUCAAUUAAGUAGCCAUUCGAUUUGCUCAUUCGAGAUCUACUACAGUCGCCCCCAAACAUUAACAAAUUCUAUAUGCCUCAGGCUGCCUGAAAACACUAAUAUGACCAAAAAAAAAUUAUCGCGAUCGGCCGUGUGCGAAACCAAUAAUAUUUCAUAUCGUCCUUAUUUUAAUGUUUUCUGGUAUGUUGAUAGCCAGGUUGAACGCGAAAAAAAAUCAAAGAAUAAACGAUUGUCUUCUAGAAAAGAUUUGUAUCACUAGUAAGAAAAAAAAGAGCAAUUAUUUCAACGUUAUUUUAUCGUGAACUGAAAAAACCUAAGCCAGUGAAUUAACCUGAAAGCUCUGAAUAUGCAAAUUGCUUGUCAAACGAGAAAGCUUCGACGCUAAUGAGAGUCGAAAUCAGCUGCUCAAUAGAGCUCCAGCUCUUUCAAUCGCUGCCUUGAAAUUAUCGCCGAUAUAUUGUUUGGACGAACUCCAGAUCUGCAAGCUGGGAUAGUUCAGAGUAAUACGGCUUUCUUUUGGAUAGUCCGUUAUUUUUUUCGCUGAAUCCUUUAUGGUCCGCGAGAAAACUGUUUUAGUCAAACUUUUGCGUUAAAAUGGGCAUUCCGGUCGCCUAAAGUUUCAAACUUUUUGCUUUGUUUUUAAGAUUCGUGUUUUAGGACCAAAAACUAAUCUUUACAAAACAUCUGGCUCUUUAAGUCUCAUUUCUAUGCCAAUGAGAGGAUAAUUUAUUCAGACUAAAAUUAUCUUUCAGUGAAGACUUUCUCUUCAUAAUAUUACCGUCUUUAUUUUUCUCUAAAUCUUGUACGUCCGCUCAAACGACUUUCCUGAUAUUCCACUGAAGUCGAAAGCUCGAAGUUGUGGCUAAAAUUUAUUUCUUCCGUUCUCUCAACUUUCAUCUCAACUACCGCGGAAAAAUGAAAUAAUGUUUCUAUAACAUGGAAUAAAAAAAACCCGAUCAUUUUACCUUUUAAUUGCCUGAGCAUCUUUUUGGUUUGUUAACCUUAAAGAUAUUCCAGCUUUUCACAAUUUAAGCCUUUUUGACAGUUGCAGAUCUACCCCGCACGGCUGACUUCUCUCAUAGCCGAUAUUUGACGUUAGAUAAUAGAAACUCUUUAGGUGUUGUUAACGAAAAACAGCGGUUUUAGCAAGCAAGUGCUUGGUUCAACGAUUGUUUUAAUUAAUGGACUGAACUGACAAAAACGUUCAGGUUUUGUAUACGGUGAAAAAUACUGGUGGAAGGAAAUUAAAAUUGGCACAAAAUUCUUGUUGAAAAAUCAUUUAUUCGACGUCAAUCAUCUCGGUUAGCUGUGACGUCAUCAGACUAAAAGACCAUUCUCUUCGCCGAGCCGCUUGCUUGCAAAGUCGCUGUUUGAUAAUGUUUACACUCGUUCAUGGACUAACAACUGUUCCUUUGGCUGAGACCUUUGCCCGUCUUUCAUCUUUUAGUCUGUAAGCCUACUUUCAGACGCCUUGGCAAUCCACACAGCCAUGGCUGUGGCGAUUACAAACGGUGGUGGAACUCAGCGGCCUCCAAGACCACAGCGUUGUAGUUCAGGCGGUGGACCGAAAUUUAAACUCAUUCACGAAGGCGAUAUCCAAGUUUGUCGAUUGAACCAUAGCCGAACUUUAAUCAGCAAAGUGUUGAGUUCUAAAUUUUUGAGGAGAUGGGAAGCACACCAUGUUUAUUUGGGAGAUUUUCAGAUGUAUUCGGCAACGGUAAGUGAGGAAGUCAUAAUAGCUAGCUAGUUUGUGUACGUCGAAUCGUCAAUUUGCCGCUCGCGCGGCUGAUAAUCGGGCGUCCGCCAUUUUCUUAUCUUAAUCUAGACUUGAAUUUAUUAAAAGUAUGGUUAGAGGCGCUGGCUAUGUCGCAAAUUCAACAAACCCAGUAAAAAAAACCUGGAAAGGAAUGCGAGAACUUGAAUUUUACCUCGGGCGAAGUCCUGCCUGGGAAAUCGGAGAGUUAAAUAGAAUUACAAAAGCGGGACGAGAGCUUUUCUAGCCAGCGUCUUUAUUUUAUUAAGCCCUGUGUGUUCUCGAGAAUUUUUAUGUCAUAUAUUUUUUUUGGUCGUAAAUAUUUCGCAAUCCUCUCUGUAAGCGACAUUAAUAUAGAGGAAAUAACGUUCUCUGUUCGUGAGGCCUUUCGUGAUAUGUACAAGCUUUGGUUUUCCUGUUUUAUACUGCUAAAAGUCGCUAUUCCUUUAAGAUUGGUCCGUUCACAUUGCAAGAUCGAAAAUGAGAUUGAAGCUUUCGGACAUUAAAAGAAAUACACAUGUACCUUUUUGUUGCCUUUUUAGAUGUGAGAAUGUUUUUGAUACAAUCCUUUUUAAGGGUUUCUUGAAGCGACAAGGCAAUCACUACUCAACUAAGACAAGUACUUUUACCUCUUUUACGUAAAAUUUUGUUGAGGACGUAAGCUUAAGUUUAGUGGUUAGCCUUUUUCUAUCCGAAUAUUGGAACUUAAGGGUUAAAAGAUGAGAAGAAUAGUUUGAUUCUCAGAUCGCAGUGGUUAAGGGCAAGAUAAUUCCUUUCUGCCAAAAAGCACUGCAGAUCACUUCUGUUUACAUAAUAAAGCGUAUGAUUUUAAACCGUACGGAGAGUAAAGCCCUUAGCUAUGCCAUUCUUGUGUGGAUUAGUCGACUUCUUUUUUAUAUGGAUCUCAGUAUACAUCUACAGUUUUUGAAACAAUAGCACGCUAAAAUUAUAUUACGAUUUUUUAUGUCCGUGUUCAAUAAACCGGGCUGAUGUUUCCUUGUUUUCAUCUGCCAGUAGCCUGGCCUUCAUAUUAUUUCAUUUUGUGUAUAAACUUCAAUAGUACAUGCAAAUCAUUGUUGACCUGGUGUAACUUGCACUCAAAUGAUCAAAUGGUCCCUCCCAAAACAUUUGUUUACCUGCCAUUUUAGUACUAUUUAUAAGGAAACAAUAGAUACAAUGUAUGUUAAUAAAAACAACUAUGUUAUGCACUGCAGAGCAAUGCAUAUCCAUCAGACAUUUUCUUUAGUUACUGAAUACAUGCACAACAUUUGUUCAGCCUGACCUCGAAAAUUCUAGGUUCUUAUAUUCGGGCUUUUACUGUAUUGAAAACAGAAUGUAAAUUUAAGAUAGAAAGAUGCUGCUGCCAUGAAGAUUUCAAGUUGCCGAGUAUAGAAUAUGCAAUUUUAAUUAUUAGUAGGCAGUUGGAUAGGUAGGAAGUUCUUUUAUUUCUAAUUGUUUUGUUUUUGUUUCCUAUGAAAGAAGCCUGCCAGUUUUCAUGCUCAUAUAAUACAGAAGCUAGAGACAAUCCCUGUGACCCUGGCCGUGAGAGAGAAUUAUUAAAAUCCAUCAGUAAAUCCACAUUUUGAUUAAAUUGGAUUUUCUGAUAAAGCACAAGGUCGAUAGCAGGGUUGUGCUUUUUCAUAACUGUUAUUGCCCUUUUUUGGGAAAGGAUUUGACAAGCUGUCUGCAGCUAGUGUGCAUGAUAAUUUUAUGCACUUUGCAAAACCACUUUGGCUGGGCUCUUUUAUUUCCCUCCUCAUCUGCUUUUAAUUCACUUGCUUGUUUGCCUAUUAAACUUGCACUUGAAAUUUUGUUGAAAAUUUAUUGUGUAUUAUUUUAAUUUUUCUGUAAAUCCAUUUGUUUUGUUUGUUUAAAAAGUUGAACUUUUUGUUGAUAUCAAUAAAUAAAACUCAGGACUUGUGUUGAGAUUUUUAGGGCUUUGUUACAGCUUAUAGUAGUCGUACCUCAUUUUACUUUGUGGCACAAAAUUCUUGCGGGAGUUUAUUUUUGCAGAUUGGCAAUUUUUUGUGUUUUGCUGGAACUAAUUUUGUGAAUAAGGACAGAUUGGUUUUUCUUGCUGCUUGGUAAUUAAUUUUUGUGAUUUUCAGAAAGUAGCGAUCCAGCAAGUUGAUAAUAUUUUUUGUUUUUAUUGAGUAUGUGCAACAGAAAUACAUGUAUUUUCAAAUGAUACUACAGUGUGCUUACCCUAUGUAAAAUACCAUUUUUGUUUCUGAAUGAAAGAGACAAGUUAUAAUAUUGAACAGACAUGAUUUCUUAGUAUGGUAUUUUUGUGCAGCAAAUUUAAGUUAGAGAAUAUUUACUCUGGUGUCAAUUUUUAGGAAAGAUGUUUGUAGUAAUUUUUAUGUGUGGGAACUUAUUUUUGUGGAUUGCAGGAAAAAUCACAAAGAUAACCCGCAAAAAUUUUUGUGCCACGCAGUAUUUCACAUGUCUAUUGUUUCAUGCAUUUUUAUGGUCAAGAUCAUGUAGUUUUCCUACUUGUAGGUUUGUUUUGAUCGUUGGUGAAUGCAAUCAUGUAGUUUAGUCAGACACAAACAGCAAAUAGCAUAAUUGUCCAUAAUUAUUGUAGUACUUGUCAUUGAAGUGGAAAGUCAUGCCACAAAUACUGUUAAAUCUCAAAUGUUUGUUUUGGAAAUGUUAUCUACACAUGAUUGGCAUGCUCAGAUACAUUGUGGAUUUUAAGAAGUCCUGGAAGAGUGCUGUAUGUCUUAAAGGUCCUGGAAAAGUACAUUGUAUGCACAGAUGACUCAAUCCUGUGUCAAAUUUGUCGUUUUUGUAAGACACGAAAGUGGGGAAAUUGGAAAGGAAAAUAUAGCAGUUGACAAGAGGAAAUUUUUUCUCUGAACUUUCCUGAUGAUACAGUUGUUCAUUAGCAGUGUUCUGUUUAAUACAGUAAAUUACAGUUGAACCUCUUCAUAACAGUCACCUUGGGGACAGAAGAAAGUGGCCUUUGUAGAGAGGCUUAAACAAGAGUCAAUGGAUUGUCCGCCAAAAAAGGGGCUGUUUUAGGGUGGUGGCCAUUGUGCAGGGGUGGCCAAUACUGGAGGGUCAACUGUAUUAAUGAUUAUUACGUCAAGAGUAGUUAGAGGUCAUGUUAAUGUUCAGGGGCAAGUUCAUAGAUCAUAAAGCAAUUAUUUUGAAAUUGCCUUUGUCUAUGUUUAUUAAGAGAGGACUGAAUUUUGGAUUCAGUUGGUUUGCAAUCAUGAAAUUACAGUCACCUUUGGCUCUUUGUGCCCUUUUUGUAGAGUAUCCUGUAUUCCUUUUGCAAAUUUCUCUUGCCCUUUAAGUCAAUUUGACACCCCCCAUUGGUCGCUUCGUUCCGCAUUGUCAAGGUUACUAAUUCAUUGCACCAGAGGCCUUUGCCCAAAGACAUUUACAUUAUUUUAAAAUGGCAACUAUAUACAGAACAUGUUCAGAACCAACAAAAAUGAAACAGCAAUAGAGAAACUUCAUUUCACAAGGACAUUUUUAUACAGUGGUAUUGCCUUUUUUGUACCUACAUGUAGUCACUAGGAUUUUGUCAGUUUUAUGAAUGUUUGAAUGCAAUUAAUCUGGGCAAAACGUUUUAACUGGAGUCAAAAUGACCCCCUGCACUGAAAGGAGUCAUAUACAUGUAUUUACAUUUGGCACAACAUACACCAAAUUUAGUGUAUUUCUUAACCUGUUUGGCUGACUAUUUUGUGCAUCACUAAAAUGUUAUUUCACAUUUACACAAAAAUCACAAGGUUUGAAAUCUUGUUCUUCAAAUUAACUGAAGCCUUACACACUGUUGUCACUCUUUCCAAGAAAUAAAAAAAAAACUCUUAGAAAAAUUAUUGGACGUCCAAAUCCUCUCAACUGUUUUUUUUUUUUACAUUAUACAUCCAUAAAUUGUAGUUAAUGCUAACUUCCAAUAAUAUUAGCAUUGUUACAUGUACAUCUGGGCUUGUCUAAGGUUAAUCAUAUUUUUGAGCAAAUCAUUUUAAAAGGCAAUUCAGUGGUAGAAAGAAUUGAAACCGUUUGUUUGCAACAAAAGUGUUACUGUACCUCCAACAUUUUAUUGCAAAAACCAUUGUCACUGUUAUUUAAUCAGACUGUGUAAGGAGGAGAUUGUCAGCGGUGGUUCCAUCUGUUGUAAAUAAAUAGGCCUUUUCAACAUUUGGCCUUGUGUCAAUGACAAAAUAGAAUUUCAAAGCUUUGCCAGCUAGCUACUUUAUCUGUUAUUUAUCACAAUUGAUCAAAAAAUGUCAUUAACUUCUUGCAACUCAUAAAAAUAAAAUUUGAAUAAUUGUAUUACCGGUAUUCUGCUGUAGACUUAAUAAUUGCUUUUAAAAUGAAAGAUGGAGACAUAAGUCUGUAUAUCUGUGAAAAUUUGGCAGUUGUAAUCUGUCUUUAUUAGACUUGUUUGACGAUGGUGGAUGACUUUUUAUUUAAUUACUAUACUUUGGCACUUUUUGCCUUUACUUUCAUUAAGAAACCAAAUGUGUAAUGGGCUUGCCUUUGUUUAUGCUUCCUCUUAUCUUCUUUGGGGAUUAUUCACAAGUUUGAAUAUUUUUUUUUUUUAAACACUCCCAUCUCCAAAAGUACACUUCUAUUACAGUGUCUUAUUGAUGCAUUGCUUUAAUUUGUCUCCUGAAACCCCCCCAAAAAAGUUUACUUGAAAUAAAUUAUUUAAAAAUAUUAUGAAUUAGUCCUUCUUGAGUUUAUAACAUAGAAUAUCGGCUAUGUAAUACAUCCAGUAGAAAUAUUGACUAGUAAAGGCCUCAAACUUGAGUGGGCAGCUUUCUGUUGCAGAAACAAUAAAUUAUUCAGUGUUUACUCUGCACCUUUUAAGUGAUAAUUAACAAAUCUACGUGUGGCAUAUUUUUCAGAUAGAUUUUCUGUUACUGGUAUAAAAAUACAUGAGUAAAAAUUAAUGUGUUUGGAGAAACAUGGACGACAGCAGUGAAACUUGAAUGGAAGAUCUCAUAAUAAAUGAUAUUAUUGAGCAAACAUAAGCAGAUAAAAAUGUAUUGAAGCCAAAAGUGACAUCCAGCUAACUACCAGAUAGGCCACUGUUGGACACGUGCUCACAGUGAUCAGCAGUGAUGAGAAAGGAAGUCUCUAUUACAUGUAUUUUAAGGACCACUAUAAUAGUCGAUCCUCACCAAAACAGGAACUAAAUGCUGAAAAAAGUAUACACAACUAUUCUCUCUGACUAGCAAUUUUUUCAUGGGCUUCUGUCCCAAUUCUAGACUUUCACGACCAGCAGGAAAAGUUUGUGACUUCCGCUUCUUGUGUUACUAAAUUGACCCUACAUGGAGCAGCAAAGGCAGCCUUCAUUUGUAAAAAUUAAAUAAUUCUUUGUUUUGACGUGUGUAAAAUACUUUUCGGUCAAUUGGUUGACAGGAUUUUGUGGCCUUACUGGUCAGGAAUGGUCUCUUACCUGCUGAGCUAAAAUUUAGGGAGAACACUAUUCAGUGCCUCUCUAUGUAGUGUCAAAUCCUCCCUUUGGUUUACAAGCAAAUGCAGGGCAUUUUUAGCUUUUUUUUAGCGAUGAGUUUUUGAAAAACAUGAUUUACACAUGGAGCCAAAGACUUAGUAUAGCAUUUGCAUCUAUUUUAUGACAGCAUAAUUUUAUGAUUCCUGCUAAGAUUAUGUUAAAUGGCUCAGUUGAGCUGUAAUGAGUUAUACCAGAAACUCAUAAGGGGUUGAAACGUGUAAUUCUCGUGGCUGCAUGUGGUUCUUGUUAUGUAUGCUGAUAAUUAAUACCUUUGUCCCCCAGUAGAAGUGGCCCUGGUGCUUACCAAGUAAAAAUCCUGGUAAGAACACUACCCAUGAUAGUUUAUAAUGGCUAAUGUUUGUUAAAACCCCCAUCAACUAUUACCAAAUAACAUGAUUGUUUGGCUCCAGCUUUACAGAUUUUUGUUGGUUUGUUUUUUUCUUUAGAGUGUAGGGUUUAUGGAAUGCCCAUUAUCCUACCAAGAAAUACAGGAUGCCUACACAGUCAACAGAUGGGACACAGGACAACACUUUUGUAUUAGAGUUACAAUUCCCGAUGGCUCUGUCUUGCUCAAGGUCAGUGCUGUUUGUACUUUAAGUGCUCAAAUUAUCACCCUCUUUGAAGCAAGUGCCCCUCUAGCCUCCCAGCAGAUGUCCUUUGGGGUUCGUGAAUGCGUGACAAACGAACCCCAAAGGGCGUCUGCGGGGAGGCUAGUGCCCCUCCCCCUUCUAGUUAACACUCCCCUAGUGGGUAAAAAUAUUCAUUACCCUCCCCCCACCCACCCCCAAAAAACCUCCCCUCAAGAAAGAAAAAAUGUCUAUGGCAUCUGCAUGUAUGUCCUUAAAGGUUUCAUACAAAACUAAACAUGACAACUGUGUUGUUCUUUAAUGGACAUUUACUUGAAGAAUGGGAAGUCUAAAGUGUCAAAAGUGUCAUUGAUUGGAAAAGUCAUGCAUACAAGUGUUUUUGUUGUGAAGUCAGCAAAAACUGGGAAGACGCCUUUGAGUAGUCAACUCCCUAUAUCUCGAAAUUUGUGCUAACUUGAAACCAAAGUAAUUAUUGAUUUCCCCUGGAUUUCCUUGAUCAUACAUUUACUGUAAUUUUACACUCGGCAACUCACAAGGUGCAAAGAAAAUCAUUUUUACAGCUUGCCAUUCGGACAAGCUGAAGCUAGCAUUUACUAGCCCAGAUGUCAUUUCAACUAGCCCAAAAACUUCUUGAUUAGCAGAAUUGAUUUCACAGUUCUUCUGUCAUUCGAAUUCCUCAAAAAACAUCACUUGCCUGUCAGGCAAACUAAAAACAGAAUUCACUAGCCCGAUAGCACUUUCUUUGCACGCUGAACUCGAACCCUCCAUAAGUCAAACCUCCCGCUAACUUGAAUUAACUUUUUUUCCCUUCAGAUCAUUUCUAUAAAACUUUACCAUUGAUAACUUGAACCAUGUUUUGAGCAUUUAACAGUCAGGGAAAAAAAAACAGUUUACUGGCAUCCAAAACUUUGAAUUUUGAAUUUUGCAUUGACUUGUUGUAAGAAGCUGAUGGAAGCUGAUGUUGGAAGCUGAUGUUGUUUUUUACAGCAUGUAACGGCUUUACUUCCCGAAAUAGUAAAAUGUAUGGUUAAUUAAGGCUAUGGUUUAUUCUCUUACAGACAUCCUGAUUGAUAAUGUAGCAGUAUAAUUCCAUUUUCUCUUGACAUUUCUACAAUUAAAUGUGUUUUCAACCCCCCUCAGAAGAUGAGAGUUUACAUGUAGGCUUUUGUUUCAUGAGAUGAGAAUCUCAACUCUUGUCUCAUGAGAAGCUAGGUGGUAACUUUUGAGUAGUACUUUAGUUGCAAUAUUGAAGCAAUGUUAUUGAUAUGUUGCAGGCAUCUAAUGCGUAUUUGAGAGAUCAGUGGUUACACUCAUUAAAAUGGAAGGUAUGUUUCCAUAUGCUGUGUAUAUUUGUUUUUUAAUUUUUGAUAUUGCAGUAGAAUUACAAUAUGAGCCAACCUCACCACAAGGGCCAUCUUAGGGACAGGCGGCUGUUAUAUUAUCACAGUGGAUAUUUUAAUCUGGCUAAAUUGUAAUUUAGGCAAGGUUAACCUUGAGACAACACUAGCAUGUCAGCGGUUGAGCCCCAGGCAGGCGGGCUUUUGCGGGAUGGCCACUGGGUCUGCAGGGGCUUACAUGUGAUUGAAUACAGUAUCUCAGCUCUGCUUUGCUUUGCUGAUCUUUGUCGAUCAUUACGAUUCACAACCUGCGAUAUUUGCUGGUUUUUGCUCCCACUCCUCCCACUCCUGAAUAGGUAAGUAUGGGUUGUGGUAAGUAUUCCACUGAACUGUUUCCGUGUGGUGGUGCUGACUGGUUGGUUGCUUGGUUGCCAUGGUUACCUCCAAGGCAAUGCUCCCCUUUUGUACUAUAGGCCCUUCUACCUUUAAGGCACCCACUCCUGAGUUCAUCUUGUGGAAGAGUUUAAUGUAGGUACAAUGUACAUGAAAGGUUGUAAAAAUGGUAUUUGGAGAGAUUAUUUUUACUUUAAAAAAGAACACUUUAUCGCAAGUUAAUGUAGGCAGAAUGCACUGUUGAUGUUGUGGAAAGAUGGCUAUUUUAGAGUGAUUAAAGCUAGGGUUAAUGUAUGUUCUCUCAGUGGCUGCUGUGAGGAGGUGACCAUUAUAGGUUAAUCUUUGCUGACAUCACUGUUUGUAUAAAUGCUUAUGAGCAAAAGAAAUUUAUUAUGUUUUUUUUUUUCUGGAAUUUGCAGGUUAACUUGUUGAGGUACAAAAGGCUUAUAUCAAAAUCCAGUGACCCUGAAGCUCUGACAAGGGAACUCAGAGUAAGAAUUAUCUUGUAUUUAUUGUAUAUGCUGAACACCUGAACUCAGUUGGCAAUCAGAGUUAUAUAAUUCUGUGACUACCUUCACAUCUUGAUACCCUCUGCCUGCAUGGGCAAACGUUUUGUACAUGUACAGUACCGCUCAAAAGUAAGUUGCCAGUCACAUCUCGUUUCCUGCACGAGGACAGUCAUGUUGCGUGCUACGUGUAUGAGCAAUUUGCAAAGAUUCACAGGAGCAAUUUUGACCAAUGAUGAUUGAGGAAAGCCAUCUUGCUGUAGACCUUGAGAUGGUACGUGAAUCGCGUAGCAUGAGAAUCAGUGAUGCAGCAAGUUUUGGCAUUAACAUUUUCAAUGACCCGUCCAGAGAGAAACCAACAAAUUUUGCACCAUUUUAUCUCGAAGACUGAAGAAACGGGCAUUGGAUUUUACGUUAUUUUAAGUAUCCUAAAGGAAAUUUUCCUUGAGCUUGUCAUCAGCAAACUGUUUACAUGGACUUUACAAGAAUCCCAUAGCGCAUGACGCGAUGCGCAUCUCGCGAGAGUGUGGUAACUUACUUUUGAGCAGUACUGUACAUUGUGUAAAUCAUUGAAUCAGUCAGUCAGUCUUUCAACCAGAAUAAAAACUUUAACCUGAAUUAAAUUUUCAUCUCUACAACUUGAGCUACUUGAGCCGAAAAAAAUAACCAUGUGUUUGAAAUGUAUUUAUGUUUUCUCAUGAAUAGGAGCUUGUUCUUUUCUCACUAACAACACCAAUUCAAGAUGAUGUAAUAUUCACGGUUCCUCUGGAAUUGGUUUCUGAUAUCCUUGCACAUGUAAGUUGAUGUGUUCUGUCUUCAGCCAAAAAGCAAUGAUCUUGUCAGAGUCUAUUUAUUGUUGGGUUCCUUAUUUCUUCAGUGUAAAAUGUAAAAGUUGUUAUUGUUUUCAUUUAUCUUGAUUUAAAAUGGUCAAUUGAAUGACCACUCGGGGUCAACUUCUUUGGCAAACUUUACUACUUCCUUUACUCGUGUAAAGCAUGAAAUACACUAAUGCUUUGGUUAGCCAUGUGUGGAUUUAUUGACUUUUAAAGAAAAAUAAUUUACAUUGUGCCUGAUUCUCAUUAUUGUUUACCUUAAUUUCUCAUUGAGUUAUAACUUAUAUAUUGGUGUAUCGUGUUAAAAUGCUCACCUGUAAAAAGCUUUUUGGAUAGGCUGAUGACCUAAACUGAAUGUAAGUUGUCUGUUUUGUAAUUGCAGCACUUUAUUUCAUUUUCUGAUGAAGAACAAGAAAAGCUCAUAGUGGUAAGCUACAUAUGUAUUAUUGACAUAAUAUCAAACACAAGCAAGAGUGUUUCCUCAGGGCUGAGUUUGAAAUGUUUGGGUACCUGGUGAAAUACUUUUCAAUGGUAUAAAAUACCAUCCUAAUGUACAAAAGAAUUAUAGUAAUAAUUAAGAGAAAUUCAAUGUACCGGUUGUCCAAAACAAAAAGUUAUAACUUGUGCGGGUGAGGACAGGGAGGUGUGAGCCCAAGAAAAUAGGGGGCAGGAGUGGUUGGGAGGCAGAAGAGGAAAGUGCAUGGGUGAAGGCUGUAGAAAUAGGGGGAAAUUAUGCAACAGUGCUUCAUAUUUUGUUAUUGAGAAAGGGCUAAAGGGAAAAAGCCAAGAAAAAUAAGGAAGGAGCGGGGAGUGCAAAGUUCAUGUACACUGUACGAGACGUGGGAAGUUUGGACUCCCCUGUAACCUCCUCCCUCCCCUCCCCCACAAUUUUUUGUGUUAUAAGUGUGCUUUGAAAGGUUAUUUUUCUUCUUGGUAGAGUAAAAUGUCUUUCCUUCAGAAGCCUCAAUUUGGCAAAAGAUGACUCUUUCCAUAGCACGCAGUGAUUCACUGUGGCCGAUCAAUUGUUUCGCAUUCUGGUUAUUUGAAAUCUCCCUAACCAAUCUUUUUAGUAUUAUUGUGCUGGCAGAGUAGUGCACUGUAUGCUGUUAGGAUAAUUGUUUGUUUUGAAUACCAUUACUCAUCAUUUGAUAUUGUUCUUGUUGUCUGAAUUUCUUAUUUUGUGGUUCUUCUUUCUUUAUCUUAAGACACUUGCACCUGUUCUGGAGUAUGUUCAACCUUCCCCUGAAGUGUGUGCUUUCUUUGGCAAGGUAACUACACAGUUAUACAUCACUUGUAGCAGUGCAUUACAUUACUUUUAGCAGGGCUGUCACUAAGAUUUCAAGUGUCUGCAGGGUAAAUGCAACAGUAGGCAGGGAAUCAAACAGCUAGGGAUUUCUGUGGGUUCUGUUUUUCUUCUAUUUUCUUAAGAAAGUAGCUGGGGGGAAUCCCCAGCUGUGCCAGCCCUCAAUGACAGCCCUGUUUUGGUAUGGUCAAAUACCUUUUCCUGCAUUUCUCUGAACCAAGGCACCAACUGAUGGCAUGGGCUCACAAAAUACAGCGAUUUUUUUUUUAUAUGAAAUUUUCCCUCUAAACUUCAAACUCAUUUCAUUGUGCAUACUCACUGGAGAUGAAUGAGGCUAAGGUCUAUGAAAAAUAAUUUUGUUGGAAUGAACAGAAUUGUUUUGUUGAUGUAGUGAAGAUAGAUAUUCAAUUCACAUUUUAUUAAUUUUUAUUUACUCUAGCACUGCAAAGGUCAACUUUAUAACAAUGAAGUACUGGAUGUUUUCCUUCCAGCUGUUCACAGAAUCCUUAAGCACAAUAUGGUAAGACUCUUACUUUGACUUUCAUACGGAUAUGCAGCAUACGUUGAACAGCGUUAUUAAUUUUAUUUUGUACUCUUAGACACUAUUUUAAAGGCUGAGAUUUGAGAUGUCCUUUACCAAUGAAGUAGAACUUUUGUCCAAGAAACGUGUCGGAGAACAUGUUUUCUGGGUGAGGUUUAAAGGGAACCUCCACUUCAACAAAAAGAUAACUUUAAAUCACAGGAAAUAAUUGUUACAGUCAAGUCAAUCUAAAAUAUUUUUAAAGAAAGCGUUUGUAUCCGAAAGAAAUAACUUUUAGAUUCGCCUAUUUUUGUUUUCAAAUUUUGCGGGCGUCGCCAUCUUGAAUAAUUGUGACGUGUUAUGGUUGCCCUAUUGUUAUUAAACAAAAGCUCUUUGUGUUAGAAAGUGAAAAUAAGCGAUUUUAAAAUUCACUUUUCCUGAUAUAAACAUUUUUUUUAAGGACAAAUUUUGAACAAACUUGUUUAUCAACAUAAUUUUAUUCGAGUUAAACUUAAUCUGUAGUAAGAGUGGAGGUUCCCUUUAAGUGGUUUCAGAUGUAUAGAGCAACAAGGAGAUUUUUCUACUCCUGUCUUGGUGGUUUGCUAUCACAGUGCUAACCCAGCACUCAAACAUCCAUUAUCCAGAGACAAUGUGAAGCAAACAUUACUCUGUAUGACCAGGCCCUGCUUGGUCAAAAGUUGGAUAGCCUUCCACCACAUUAAUUGGCAACCAUUAGAUAUGUGCAAGGGAAACCAACUGCAUUAUCCACUAGAUAGAGUUUUUCAGAGUGGAUAGCUUUAUCCAUUCUGGUGGCAGGUGGUAGCCCUGGGGACUUAUUUAUACCCUUGGGCAACUAGGAAAUCUUAAUUUUGUGUAAAACUUGUAGUAUUAUUAUUCCGAGGACCCUUUGUUUUAAACAUUUCAGCGUUUAAGGCUCUCUAUUUCCUUCCUUGAAAGUUGAAGGGCUUGUUUUGUAGAAUUUUCUUGCUUUCAUUGUAAUCUAGGUUUUUUGUUUAAUGUAGCUAAUUCAUAGAGGCUGUCUGGUUUUUAUACAUGUACAUCGUGGAUAAUAGAAAAACUACAUUUAGUCCUUUCUUUAUAUACAGGAGCUGUAGCUGUUCAAAAUGUAAAAUUUAUUUAUGUUCCAGUAUAGUUAAACCGCCAUUAAGCAGCCACCCUCGGGGUACCAGCAAGUAGCCACUCAAUGGUGGUUGGCCACUCAAUAGAGGUUCAUCAUAAAUUAGCAUAAUCUUUGAUGGAAACAUCAAUUUACUUUGAAACAAUCUUGCAACAAGAGCAGCAUAACUAGUCCACAGGCAAUUGUCACCUUCUUUCUCGGACUGUAUUUUCCUUCAUCAUGUUUUUAAAAUAAAGCCACACUAAGUGUAGGCAAUGCUUGAUGACCGCUUUAUAGAGGUGACUACGAUAGGGAAACUCUUGUCAGGUUUGCUGCUUAAUUUAGGUUUGAUUUUCCUUUUGAUAACUGGCUGCUUAAUGGAGGUUGGCUGCAUCAUCGGGUUUCAACUGUACACUGUAUGUUAAAACUGUUUUCUUGUGGUAAAAGAGCUAUUUCAUUCUACAGACCAAUCAAUUAAAAAUUAGAGCAACUCUACGCACUAAUUCUACUAGUUGACCAAAUUUAAUAACUCCAAACAUUUGAUGAGUGUUGACUUGCUAUUAGUUUCGAGCUGAGAAUGAAUGCAAGUUAUCACAAGAAAACAAAACUAUCUGCAGGGACUGGCGUGAAUGAGUUGUAAGGGAAAACAAGUUUCUGUCUUGUGGUGUCUUACAUCUCCAUUGGGCCAGGACCUGUCAGUUAGACAAAGUUUAAAACAAUCAACUUAAUGUCUCUUUUCACAGAACACAUAUUGUCUUCCACAGGAUUUUGGUAAAUAUCCCCAUCUCCGAAUGUUUGUUCAGGAUUAUAUUUAUACGUUGUUCUGUAAAGAUGAAGAUGCAGACGUUGUUAGAGAAUUUGUGGAGAGGUUAGUUGGUCUGCCUGUUCUUUCAGGCAUAUAGUUCUUUUGUGGCAAGAGUUUGGUCGGGUGGCCUAUUUAACAGCACACCAGUUGAAGUACACUAACCAUUUUAUGCUAAAAUGUUUGGUCCGGAGGAAGUAAUGGCGAUGGUUUGGUUUUCUUGAGAGUCUUGAUAUUUCUCGUGUGAAAACAUUGCAUCUUGCAGUAAAGAAUCAUUGUAUUCCGUAAAGGCAUCAGUUGCCACAAAGGAGAAGGAUUUUAGUUUGACUAGGGCUCGAUGGUCACUUAUCGGUUAUUGAAAGUCAGAGUUUCAGGACAGAAGUACAAGUGAUGUAGGAAUAAUAGAACUGUACCACUUUUAUAGUUUUAAAACAUUUUUAUUAUAGCUCUCCAAAUAACUAUUAUUGUAGUACUAAUGUACAAUACAUUACAAAUUACAUGUACCUUUGCAUAUUUUUCUUGGAUGGCAAAAGCAGGAUGGCACAACUUUGUUGUGCAUCAAAGGUUAAGUUGUCUAAUAUGACUUUGAGUUUUCCAAAGGUACCUUUAUCAUACAUCAGCAGUAUUAUACCUUUUAUUUGCAAGCAUGUGACUCUUGCAAGCACCCUUAAUAUUAUUACUAGGCUUUGCUGCCUGUUACAGUCUGACAUCUUCUCAUCUUUGUGAUGUGAAUCAUAAGAGAAAAAAGGCAGCUUUUCAACCUGUUUUAGUGCAAAGUGAUACUCAUUAGGGGAAACUCAUUUGCUCAUGUUUUUAUGUUCCAUAGCGUCCACAGUCCUGGAGCUGCAUGUCCACAUCCUCGUGUUCUUCCUAAUCUAGUUGCUGUUGUUCUUUCUGCUGUCUACUCCACAUUUGACCAGAGCGACAAGUUGUACGUUACUGUUUUACUUAUAAUGUGUUGAUCGUUUUGUGCCAACAUUCUCCUUGAACAGAACAUCACUGGCUCUGUUACAUUUUUAUUUUGCCACACAUAAAACUUGAAGGAGUGGUCGGAAGCUUUCAGGGCAGCAAUUUCUGGUCUCAUUUGGCUGUGAAGCCUUCUUUAUGAUUGGCGUAUGGUUACCUUGGAUACCAUCAACCAUGACUACACUAAUUCUUGUCCACCUCAAAAAUCCCAGAAUCAGUGAGGCUUAAAGUCUGUACCCAUCUUCCCUCCAGUUUAUGGAGUGAGGAAUAAGCAUGUUUCCAUCUUAACCAUGUAGAAAAUCUUAUCAACUUCUUCCUGCCUCCCUUCCAUUGGCUGUUUGAAAUCUUUCUCUUGUACAAAUAUCACCUGUCAAAAUCCUUCAAACCCAGUACCAAUUUUUCAGGUCUGUGUAUAAGAGUGUUACAAAAGGCUCAAUAUACACAUAUGGACACCUGUACUUUGAUCAUAUUUUUCAAAAAAGUUCUUUUUUGCUUUAACGGUUAUUACCUUGUCUGAUUUCAGGCUUGUCAAGUAUGAAGAAAUUAACACUAAAUUCCUACUGUGCUUCAUGACAGUGCUGGACACAAUGUAAGGACUUAUGGGACACUGAUUUUAACUAACUAAGGACAUUUUUUUUGACGACUCACGUUUUCUCCUUACCCCGGAAGAUUGACUAAAGUUGCAUUUACCCCUGAAGACUUCCAUAAAAUACGGGUGUUCCCUCUGAAGAACAUGGCUCUACAUCUGAAGAAUUUCCCGGAAUUUAAAGCUACGCCCCAAAAGAAUUCCAUAUUUUUUUACUCUACCCCUAAAGAAAUCCUCAAAUUUUGUAACCUAGUCCUGAAGAAUUCCAUUGAUCCUCAAUCUGUGGGAAAGACCAAACCUUUUCACUUUUAUAAAUUUUUGCUGUGAAAGCCACAUUUGAUUUUGUAACCAUAGCCCUUGUUAUCUUUUCACGUAUGAAGUUAACAUGUUUCUUAAUUUUCAAAUGUGAACAAGUUUUCGUUUAAAAUCUGACCCAGUAUUUCAUUGCUUUCCAUAUAAAAGCAUUUUAUUUAUUGAGGCUUGUGUUGAUGAAAUUUUAGUGCACAAUUUGAAGACUGGAGGCCUAGCCUGUCAACACUUCUCCAGCCAAUUCCAUUCCCAAAGGAGUAAGUAACCUCAAAUUAACCUUCAUAUAACAGUAUUGUAAGAUGCAUGGUUAAUGAUAUAUUAGGUGAGCCCCAUAUCUAAAGAACGUUGGUGAUCUAUCCAUCCAAGAAAUUUUGGUGGUCACAUGGCUGCACAUUAGCCCGUCCACUCGUCUGUCCACACCAGAGGGUAACCAGUGUGAAAUCUCACACGUUCUGGCUUGUGUGAGAACCUGUAACUUGGUAUUGCACAUUCAUGUUGUUGACAAUUGACUGCUGUCGAAACAGGGUAUCUGCUGACCUCAUUUAAAACCUAUCUGUCAUCACCAUCUGCAUAAUUUUGCCACCCAUUGGUACGAUUAGCAUAAUGCUAUUGGCAGUCAACCAAUUAAAGACAAUGACCAGUUCACAUGACUGUAUUGCGAGGCCAAGUGUUGAAUCAUUGAGGUUACAUGUUUUUUGAAGUUAUCUGCUGACAAGUUACUAGUUUUCAACUGAUGACAGGCUCAACUCUAAGUGGAUUUCUUUGCAAUGGUUACAAGUUUAUUGUUUAUAAACUUAUUAGCGGGAGCUUUGCUUUUAAUUUAGCCUUGGCUAAAUCUAUAUAAUUAUUGUUCACAGACUUGGUCAUUUUGUUUACCUAAAUAAUGUGUUUAUUUUGUUCUCUUGCAGAGCUCUCAAGAAUGAGACAUUCGUACUGUAAGUGCAACUUUAGACUAGCUCUUGACUACUUGGGUACCACUAGCAGGCAGCUAUUAUAAUCUAACACUGGAAGGCUUUAUUGUUAAUUAUAUUGAAUUUAGUGGAACCUGUUUUUUGUAGUAAGUACUUAACAAGUUACUAAAAAAAUGAGUAUAAAGGAGAACCUCGAUAAUUCGAACUUGGUUAACUCAAAUUCUCCGCUAACUCAAACUAAAUUUCCUUCACUGAAAUUUACCCCGAUAAUUCGAAUUCCCCGCCAACUGGAACUUUUUUCGUUUCCCUUCAGAAUUCGAGAUUCCGGGGUUCUACUGUCAUAAUAAAUAUAAAUAAAUAAUGAGAGUUUUUGUGCUGGUUGAUAAACAAGAAGUUUAGGUAAGCAAUACAUGUACUUUAAUAACAACUUUUUGAUAGAUUUUAUUCUAUUUUUUUUUUUUCAUUUUUCCAAAUGUUGUCAGAGUUUGGAUUGUGCCACCACAGGGCAAAUUCAUCACAUUUAUAGACGCAAGGAAAUUGAUGUCUCGUGUUUACUCUCUUUACGUGAUCCCCACUAAUUAUUUGUGUUUGUACUGUGAAAUAGAUACAUCAGUGCAGUGAUUAAGGCAUUUGCUGAAGAUCAGCGCUGUGAGGUAACUAAGAACAGUGCUGUGGUUAUUUGAUCAUUUGGUCCAUCUACCAUCACGAGAAAUCACUGCAGAAAAAUAAUGAUGAUGUUAAACUAAAUUACAGUGUGUAAAACAAAACAGACAACUGCCCAGUUUGAAUAAUUUUAAAACUUCAUUGCAUUAAAAAGGAUUAUUUUUAACACAUAAUAGACUGAAGAAACUUUGAUUAUAGAAUUUUUUAUGGCACCGGCUUUCUUACUGAAGUAGUUCUUUUUUUGACGUACUCAUUGUAACUUCACAUGGCUCAGGUGAAGACCAACUUUAAAAGUAUGAACGAUUUCUUUUACAAUAAUUAAAGAUUGGAGGUGAUGAUGAUGAUGAUGGUGAUGAUGAUGAUGAAAACUAAAAACAAUAAUAGUAAUUAUGAUAAUAAGUAAUGGUAACAGGACUGAGUGGAGUCCAAUUCGGUCUGUAAUCAUACAAGUGAUUAACAAAAUAGGACGACCGCGUAGCGGGAGUCCGAUUUGUUUAAUCACGGGUAUGAUUACAGACUGAAUUGGACGACACGAAGUUCUGUUACCAGUUAAUCAUAACUUUAACAAAAUUUGUGAUACAAUAGGCUAUUUUUUAAACCGAAACACAAGAAAUUCGAAAUUUUGUUUUGCUAGCAGUGAAAAAAAAAAACCAUUUAAGCGCGCGCGUGAUGGCGCGUACUGUCCAAUUACUUAGGCAUGACGCGUACUGUCCUAUUAAACUGUCCAAUUAAGGCUGAAAUCAGGGCAGUUGAGAGCCAAUCAGAUUUGACAAUUUUGUUAUAGUUAUGAUUAUGAUAAUAAUAAUAAUAAUAAUAAUAAUAAUAAUAUUAUUAUUAUUAUUAUUAUUAUUAUUAUUAUUAUUAUUGUCUCUAUCAUCACAGUCUUUGCUGGUGUUCUUUUUGUGCAUCUACAGGUUUCAAAGACACCCUUCACAAUACUACCUUGUUUAGUAGAAGUAGCUUUCAUUUGAACUACAGCGAACAACCUAAUGAACAGCCCACAAUAUUUUCAUUAAACUUGCGUUGAUGAAAUCGGUCUAUUCUCUGGUUUUGCAGGUCCAUCAAUCAAUUCUUCCAGUCAGAAAGGGAAAAGAUGGCUGGAUUGACAUCAUUUGCCCAGGAGGAGUUUCCUGUUUUGACGAAGGACAUUUUUUCUCUCAUGUGGUAAGUUGUCUUACUUGUAAAAACAAUGGGAUAUGACUUUGAAAGACUCAAGACUGCUUGCUCUCAGUUUUGCGCUUGAAAUUACGGGCGCUUUCUAUUUAACCCAAAAUUCCGGAAAUUUCGGUUGGUACAUCAAGUGGAACGAACUAUUGCGGAAUGUGGACCAGCUUUGAAGGUGGUCCACUUUGACCAGUCCGGUUGUCUCGGUUGGUCGGACCGAAAUGCCCUGUCCAUUAAUUUGACAAAAUUGUUGUGUCCAGCACCGCUCUUCUGUAUCCUGCUUUCAAGAACAAUAACCAAACGCGCGGUGGCUUAGGUCGGGUCUGUGCAACCGGAAUGUACCGUUCCAUUUGGCACGUGGAAUUUCCGAAAUUUCAAAGCGGGAAUUUUGUUGACUGGAAAGCACCCUUCCUUUCUCUUGUUGCUCUAAAAGGCAAAAGGGAGAAGGAUAAGGUCGAGAUCAGGGAGAGACGCUGGUCUAUUAGCAUUUCUCCAAACAGUCUGCUAGAUGAUUUUAUGCAAGCUUCAGUUGAAGUUAGAGAAUUUUCCAACUUGUGUUUAUAAUGACAACGCUUGUUUAGAAGCAGUGUUGCCUAACCUGAGAAAACAGCCAACAUUUUGCUACGCCACCAACAGUUUCCCGCCAAUGAACGUAUGAGGAACAAGCGCAAAAAACACCAUACUGAUGGUGUGUCACUAUCCUGAUCCGCGCAAUGCUUCUGAUUGGUUGAAAAUCUGCUUUCACCAAUUGAAUUUCUGCGCUUGUUCCUCAAACGUCAUUUCGCGGGGGAAGUAGUGGAGGCAUCGCCUAUUUCCGUUUUGUGAACGGUCGUUGCCCUUUUUAAAGGUCGAUGCCACCUUUGGUAACCACGCUUUCAGUCGUGAUAGAUGUAACAUAAGGGAACUUAAGCAAAGACGUUUUUGAGCGACGCACGUCAACCGGAAGUGGGCUUUUUCUUCGUUAUAAGAGAAAGGACACUUAGUAGUACAAUUGUGGUAGCGUUUAAGUAUGUUAAAAUAAGGCCUCACUUCCGGCUGACGUUCGUCGCCUAAGUUCUUUGCCUAAGUUGCCUUAUAUUCCUUGCAUUAAGUUACAAUAAGGCAAGUAAUACGUCAUCUCUGAUUGAUGUAUCACUUGAGAAAGACAGUUCGCUAGUUUAUGUACUCAAAAUUUUCGGAAUUUUGGUGGGUCGGAGUGGCAGUGUAGUGGUAAGGGAGAGAGAUUAGGAUAAGAAAGGUCCGCGUUCGAGUUCUGGGUUCGACCCAGGGUUGCGAUUUUCUUUCUUUUCGGUAGAAACACUGUCAAUAACAGGUCAAAAAUUUUCCAAGUGUCUUAACAGUGGCAGCGACUGUUUUUGAAAGGGAAAUUUGCAGUGGCGUCAGAGUCGGCAGUUUUCUCGGGCUGAGUGAUGGCUUGAGGUCAAGUCACCCCAAAGUCAUCUCGCCCGAAACCAGAGUCAUGUCACCCGAAAUUUUUAGUCAAGUCGCCCGAAAUUUUAUCAUGCUCAGCAACAUCCUAACAUCUUAAUCGCCCUUUUUCGUUUCAUCAAAUCUUUAAGGCUAAAAGAACGAGAUAUGUUGCACAUUCCUCUCGCUUGUUUCGUGUCUUCAUCGCAUAAAGAACGGGAGAUGAUUCACAUUCAUAUCGCUUGUUUCGUCUCACCAUAGCAUCAUUGCUUAAAGAACGAGACUGAAUUACACCAUUAUCCCGCUUGAAGAACGAGAUAUAUUACAUACACUCUUUAUUAAAAUUUCUGGGGACAUGUCUCUGGUUUCGGGCGAUAUAACUUGGUUGAGAUGACUUUCGGGCGACUUGACCGGUUACCUGCUGGUUUGCUGACUCCUGCAUUUCGUGUACAUAUGAGAGUUUGUCGAGCAUGUUUGUAUUGCUUUUUUUCGUCAGAUGUCCAGACUACUUAAUUGUUGUGGAAGAAGGAAAAAGACUCUUUUGGAUCUAAAAGACUCCAUGCUUGGUCCCUUUAUGCUUUUAGCCUUAAGAGGCGAGAGCAGCUUUAUUCAGGUCAGUGGGUUUGUAGUGUUGGACAGGUCCAAGGCCCUGAUAAGUGGCUGCCUGAAAAUAAUUCUGAUUAGGUUUCCCAGACCUUCUGGAACUGUUGCAGGGACAGGGAAAAAAAAUUCACCGAUAACUGACCGGCGCGUCCCCAGUAACGAUUCCAGAAACAAUCGUAUAACACAGGACUGCAGUUGCCUUCUCGUUUCUUCAGUGAUGAAUUAUCAAUACAGUACAGCUAAAAUGAUAUCACGUAGUUUCCUUUGUUACUUAUCCCAUUUGAAACCUUCGAAAUCAUUCAACCAUAAGCGCCAGUGUUAUGUAUUACCUACCCUAACUUCGAUCAAGAAGUCGGUGCUUUUAUGCAAGUGCUGAUUGACCGGUCUCAUACAAGAACUUAAAAACAAAGAAGUCCAGCCGGUGAUUCACAAGGAGGGUCUGUUCCAGGUGAGCGCGAAUCAACUCAGCACAGUUACUUACAGUCCAGUGUCUUUACAGCUGAAAUAGACUCCAGAAAUAUAUUUUGCUCUACUGGUAGAGUGAAGAUUUUUCAAAGCACUGUCCACUACUGUAAUAACAUAAGUAAAGAGAAAGAGAUAUGUAUCAGUAGCUUCUUCGUGAUAAACUGUGAAAUAAGCAAGCGCGUUUGCUUUUUAUAUUAAAUCGUGUUUUUCUUUUUCUCUCACUCAACCAGACACUGUCAUUUAUGUUAGAAGUUGAAGUCCUUCAAGACGAAAAUGAAAAAUUACAGAUAAUAUCUACACUGGAGAGCACAGAGGAAGGCAAAACUUGUUAUGAGGCUCUGUGUCAGAAGUAAGUUGGUGUCAAACAAUUUCAACAAAAUGAUUUUCGGGGUCAAUAUUGAUGCAUUUUGUUCUGUUAUACGCUAUUUUGAAUUUGCACGUUAUCUUGGGUCUGUUUUGUGUUGAAUUGUACUAUGGGAUUGUUUUGAGGGACGUAGUUUGACCCAGGUUUCUUGCGAGACCUCGUAAUAGCCUAUGCGCCACCGGGUCGAGGUGGUUGUCAAAGUGCAUUGUGGGACUGUUUUGGGAGACGAAUUUGCCGCCAUGUUGAAAAUGCGUCCCCAAAAACAGUCCCACAAUGCACCUUGACAACUAUCUCGACCCGGUCUCCCGCGUAACUCGUUUUCCUUUGUAAGCAUCAAUCUAGUUUCAGAUUACUACAGAGAACAUGGCGUAUUAACAUGACUGUCUAUUUUUCCUCUGUUUUUCAGAAAAGCCAAGUUCAGGCAAAUGGUACGUAUUAUUAGUGGGAAGAUCAAUUUUAAUAUAAACGUUAAGAAUAAAGAGAACGAAACUUAACUACAUCAAACUCAGCAGAAAUAGCUCGCUCUUUUAGAACGAUUAUUAAAUGCCCGUUGUUCCUUAUUUGUAGCAGGAAAAAGGUGGACCAACAGUUCUCACUCUACCUACAAAAUCAACGGUGAGUGGAACACUUAGUGGAAUUUAACAUUGUUUUUGUUUUCGUUUUUUUUUUGUUAAGGGAGUUUCAGGUAAUGGGAAAAUCGCCGAGACGGAAUUCCGUUUGACAGAAAACAGUCUCAUAUGAAAUUAAAUGUCUUUGAGUCUUCUUGACGAGUACGUUUUAAAACGGGAAAUAAGGCAGGUAAAUGACAGACAGGCGCGGUACGGACUAGAACAUUUUUCAGGAUUGGUCACCAUUCUAGUCGCAGUUUUCUUCUUGUUUAUCUAAGAAUCAAACGGCAACGUCCUGACCUUCUUGUCUAAUGUGAACUUAUAGCGUUUUCUAGAAGGAACUUUCCCUUCGACCAAGUUGGGAAAAUUGACGGCUAUUAUGUGCGUCAUAGGUUCACCUAUUCGUCUUUAACCGCGAAGUAAUAUUUUUCUUUACCCAGGACGAUGACCUGGCUCGGCUUCUCAAGUCCGGCUCAUUUGGUAAUCUCCAGAGCCUCAACCUGGCGUUUACGCACGUGACGAGCGCGUGCGCCGAGUAUCUUGUACAACUUCCCGCCCUGCUGCACCUAAAUUUGUGGUCAACGCAGGUACGUAACUCCGAGGGACACACUCGUUAGGGCUAGAUAUGUGCCUUAUUUUAAUUAGCUAGUUCACUUUCAAUUGUACCCAGUCAUGAAUGGGACCGAGGUAUUCAAAGUGUUUCAUUCAAAUAAAAAAUCACGCGAUAAUAAGCAGUUAUUGGAUGAAGCUGAGUAUGAUAUGGAGUUUGAAAUGGAGUGUGAGCUAGAACAAGCCUCACCUUCAUGACAAACGUGGAUGAAAAUUACUCCUAACCUGAAGUUUCAUUCACUCUGUACUGUUUCCAUGCGGAGAAUGAGUUCACGUAGGGGAACGCUUUUUCUUUUCUUUCAGUUUGGCGACAAAGGUCUUCACAUGGUGGCCGAGCAGCUUCAUAAUUUGGAGUCUUUAAACUUGUGCGAGACGCCGGUGACUGAUGAUGGACUGUCAUCCUUGGUAAUCAUGUCCAGUCUCCGUAGUUUAAACCUCAACAGUACCAGGCUCUCUCCAACAACGUACGAAAAACUCAGGGUAAGUUGGUUAUUGUCAGUCAUUGCACACAAAACGUGGAAUGUUUCCCGCGCUUUGUGAUUCCUGUGUUAUGUUUGUACUGUCGCCAGUUACGCGAUUUCCCGCACUUUCUGAGUCCUGUGUUACUAUAUUUUUACGGUCACCAGUUACCCGAUUUCCCACGCUUAAUGAUUCGUGUGUUUUCUAUCGGCGGAAUCUGCAGCAUACACGUGCAGCUGUUGCAUUUCUUCGUUGGAUGUUUACUCCGUUUUACAGCUUAAAUUACAGCGAUUGUGUGUUUGUAUGUUCCCGCGUUUGUUAGCAGCUAAAGCCCGGACGUAACAUUGUUGGAUUUUACAUGUUGCGUCCGUUUGGACACCCUGUUGCAUGUUGUUGCGUGUUGUUAAGAGCUGUUGCGCAAAGUUUGAAACCGGUCAAGCAUUUAGCCACGUGCAAACCAACAGUGUUGGGAGUUGUUGCGUCGGUAUGCACGGAGCUUAAAGAUUUCGCCGCCGUCAAAAAAGAUAAAUUUGCAAAGGCAUAGUAAAGUACUUUAAAGCUAAGGUUGCUACUUUUACUGUUGAAAGUUUAACAUAUUACUAAUAUGCUGUUAAUUUACUUAUCCUUUUGAAAGUUUUGUUGGAUUAGUGUGAUGUGUUUUUAAAUCUUCAAAGGGUGUUAUUGUCGCCCAAGCCUCUGUUUCAAGGCGAGAUUAAGUGCGAAGCCAUUGCCCUGAAAUGAUUUUUUUAUUCUCAUGCAAAUAAAACUCAUUUUCACAAGAAAGGUUUUGUACUAAGCCUCCUUUUGAAAGUGAGAGUUUUUGGAACUCCUAAAUGGCCUAUUCUGAAGUAUUGUUUUUUCCUUGUCACUAAAGAAACUACCAAGACUUCAAGAAAUUGACGUGCGUUACACGGAUGUUUGACUGUGAUUUCUGCCAAGCGUUAUCGCAAGUCCCUUGCUUCAAGAAAUACAUGAGUAAAUGCAUCUGUGACUUCAUCACAAACAAUUUAGAUUACCGCGUUAGUCUUUUGGCCACCAGUCAGUUGGCGCGUUACCUCAACCGUCUCCUAAAGACACCUGGGAGCGAACAGUAAUCAAGAAAUUCAUAUUUAUAACUUCAUACGCGCUUGGAAAUGUGGAAAAUGUUUUACGAUUUAGAUUUAAGUAGAGGAGUGUCUCUUAUGUGACACUUUACUCCCUUUAAAAGUUUGGUAAAUAACUUAAAGGGCUGUACAGAGAUCCAUAUAUCUGAGAAUUUACUCCGAUUUUGUGGUAGAUAAGAACGAAGAAGUUUGUAAGUGUAGGAGCUAACUUCUUGGGGAUUUCAGCACAGGGACACCACUCAGGGACAUUGGGACCACGUGGGACUUGUUUACAGAGGUGUGAUAACUAAGUGCGCUUAAAAGAAGGCACCAUGAACCUCAAAUUGAAUUUUAAAUUUUGUUUCCUUUUAUGUCCGUGAUCCUAUUUUGAAUAUAUGGAUUUCUAUUUCUUUAAAUUUUGGUGAUCCGCCGACCUGUUCUCUGGGGCCUGCAAUUAAUUUUCGUGACUUCUUAAUUCAGCAUCAGAUGAUUAAGGUGGCUCCGUAAUUAAUACAAGAGCGUUUAGCUGUGACAAAUUUUCCGUCAUAACUUUUUCGAUUUUAACGCGAUGGCUGCGAAACUUUGCAAAGAACAACAUAUAUCAUUCGGCAAUAAUACGAAAUAUUCCGAUUUCAUUGAUGGUAAAUAUUUCUUGAGAAAUUAGCGCUUAAAAGGACCCUAAUGUUCGAAGAAAAUCGCGUCUAGUAAAAAAAUUUGCUGAUAUUUUUUACUGAAAUUUCUGGUAUCGGCUUUAAUUGAUAUAAUAAAUAUGCCAGAGGAAUUUCAGAAAAAUCGUUGGAGCAGAAGUCCGUAACUAAAAGUCGCUCAAAAUUCAGCUGUGAAAUUGUUUUGGAAUUUCAAAAAUAAAUUACUAUCAGGAAGAAGGAGACACCAGUUUGAAUUUUCGGGACAAGUAAAUUCAAUGUUUGCUAAUUCUUAAAACAAAAGCCGAUUGCCUAUCGUGCUAUUCUUUAAAAGGUACUUUUCAGUUUUAGAAGCACUAUAAAUUGCUCCAAACCUUGCUCUGAAGUAGAAUGACUUGUUCCUCGACAUUUUUAAAAUAUCCCUUGGCAGUUUUGGUUCAAACUCCUGCUACAUACAUUUUGAUGUAUUGCAAUGCAUCCUCAACGGCUUUUCUUGCUGUACGUUGUUUCCAAUUCAGGAAAAAGGUAUUGGGAUUGUAAGCUACCUUGUAUCGAACCUCAGAUAGAACUGUCCAGCGCCUUUGUUUAUGACCAGAAAAUGAGCACGUGCGGCAGCUCUGCGAGGAAUUCGCACCUCAGCCAGGGGGGACGAAUGAUAAUGAUACCCAUGUCUGUGAACCGAUCUGUAUAAACAUGUAUUGCAGAGCAAAACAUAAUAAUCAAGAAAAAAUACCCAUUCAUUGAAGGAAGGAGUGACAAAAAUUUCAGAGUUGUAAAUUUAUUCACGGGCAGUAUUUUUGCGAUAAUUUUAUUUUGCACUGUGAUGUUAUUCGGUUCACAGGCAUGGUCAUCAUUGUCGUUCGUCCCCCCUGGGUGAGGUGCGAAUUCCUCGCAGAACUGCCGCUCGUGCUCAUUUUGUAGUCAUAAACAAAGGUGCUGGACAGUUCUAUCUGAGCUCUGAUACGAGGUAGCGUCCAAUCUCAAUACUUUUUUCCUGAGUUGGAAGCAACGAACAGCAGUAAAAGUCGUUGAAAAUGAAUUGCAAUACAUCAAAAUGUAUGCAGCAGGAGUUUGAGCCAAAACUGCAAAGGGAUAUUUUAAAAAUGUCGAAGAACAAGUCAUUCUACUUCAGAGCAAGGUUUGGAGCAAUUUAUGGUGCUUCUAAAACUAAAAAGUACCUUUUAAAGAAUAGCACGAUAGGCAAUCGGCUUUUGUUUUAAGAAUUAGCAAACGUUGAAUUUACUUGUCCCGAAAAUUCAAACUGGUUGCUCCUUCUUCCUGAUAGUAAUUUAUUUUUGAAAUUCCAAAACAAUUUCACAGCUGAAUUUUGAGCGACUUUUAGUUACGGACUUCUGCUCCAACGAUUUUUCUGAAAUUCCUCUGGCAUAUUUAUUAUAUCAAUUAAAGCCGAUACCAGAAAUUUCAGUAAAAAAUAUCAGCAAAUUUUUUUACUAGACGCGAUUUUCUUCGAACAGUAGGGUCCUUUUAAGCGCUAAUUUCUCAAGAAAUAUUUACCAUCAAUGAAAUCGGAAUAUUUCGUAUUAUUGCCGAAUGAUAUAUGUUGUUCUUUGCAAAGUUUCGCAGUCAUCGCGUUAAGAACCAAAAAGUUAUGACGGAAAAUUUGUCACAGCAAAAUGCUCUUGUAUUAAUUACGGAGCCACCUUAAAUUAUUUCUUAUUUCAUUAGGAUAUAUGUUGUAUUACCAAGUAAAAGGAAUCAGGGGUUUGCGAUAUAGCAAAAUUGAAUUUAGACGUUUCAGUUUAGAGAAUUAAUAUUAUUUAGUCUUAUUUUCCGGAUCAUCAUUACAUUGUCCAAGAAAAUCCCCCUCCCUUUCCAAGAAUUUUGGGAAGGAAAGCUGUUUGUCGCUCCAAAGGCUCAGUUGAAACGUCCAACGUAAUAACCUGUUUGGCUCCACUCAAAUGAUGACCUUCGAACUUAAUUAGUCGGACUCAAUUCAUUAUCACGAUGUAUACGCAAAAUGAAUUAUAAUGAGUUAUGCAUUAGACUCGGCACAUGAAACGCUCGCACAGUCGAAAUACCCCUCUAGGCCACUCGAACUUAAUUCUCGGAUCGACCCAACUAUGUCGAUCUUUUCAUGUACUCAACUGAAGGAGUUAGGUUUGUUACAUGAAAAGUUAGACGUUGGAACAACUAGGCCUUAGUCAGAUGUUAUUUGUUCUCUGACUGGAUUUCAGUCAGUUUAGGACUGUGCUUGUGCUGAAUUUAAAAUGUCAGCGCUUUGUACUUAUGAUGUUUAAUUAUUCAUUGAAAGCAGUAUGUAUAUAUAAUAUCGUGGCCCUUUAGUCUUUUGCCACGUUAGCAAAACCUUCCUUGCCUCUUCACCUCUCCAUCCUGCAAAUUAGUUUGGUUUCAAAUUAACGUAACGCAACUGCAAUUUUUCGCUUCUGGUUUUUGACUAAAUAGUGGUUAAUGUCUCGAUAGGGAAAAUCGUGGUGACUGUUCCCGUUUCGUUUGAAAGGUUUUAAAAAACCCAAAAAGUGCUUUUAUAUAUUUUGGCUGGUUGAUUGAUGUAAUAUUUGGAAAGCAUCGAAAAUAAAUCGCUGAUUAAGAUUUCAAGACAACCAAGUCCUAGAUAUGAAUACAAACGCAAAUUUCAAUGACAUGAAGGGAAAAAGCAAGUUAUGAUAUUUAGAGUCAGCAUGUGGGGUAUUUUACUCAUAUAUAUUAGUGCAUAUUCGAGUAUCAUAAAAUAAUGAACUACAUGAGGAGGAAAGCUGUUUCUCGUUGUGCUAUAUAAAAUAUAUAUUGUAGCGUUAGAGAGUUUGUAAACAUAUAUAAAGAGCUAUAAUAAUUAAUGCUUAUUGUACAUAGAUUUCUCUUAGCAGAAAAUUAACUCAUGUAUAGAAUGAGGAAAAGUGUAAAGUUCUUUUCUUUAAGUUGUUCUCUUUCCUUUGCUAUAUGUAUGCAUGGAAGAAAAGGCAAAGCAGGUGUCAUGACCUAAAAUUAUUACUGAUGUCUUUGGGCUUCCUGUUUGUUACUGCACAGACAACUCGAAACACAAGAACCACACAAGUUGAUUCUUCUGUUUCGUGUGUUUUACCAAUCAGUUCUGGGCAUGUAGGAGGCAUUCGCCAAAGAAAAUGUAAGGACGUAUACAUGUCGUAGAGUUCAGUUUGGUUAAAAGGUGUUUAUGUCAUUGUCACCAAGUGAGGACUAUCGUGUAUAAGUUGAGCCUGACGACUGAAGUCGUAUUCUACAGAUCGCAAAAGCUGUUGUAUUACUAAGUUACAAUGUUACAAUACUGAAAACUGGAUUAGAAAACGUCUAGAACAAUACUGUUUUAUCAUAUUCUGAAAAAAUAUCAAAAACGCGAUGGCGUACUUUGAGUACAAAACUGGCAGAAGAUUUCACCAGCUGGUCAGGUUUUUAGAUCCCGAGAGCUUUGGGGACAGUUCAGCUAAUAGCUGUAGAAAAUAGAGAUGUAAUAAAAAAAUUAUUCAGUGUCAUUCCAUUUAAAGAGCGGUUUUCAUUGAAGUGUGAUUGUUUCGGCAUUUAAUUCAUUACUGCACUAUGUAAUUGGCUGAAAAAAAUGGCGCCUUUUUCUUAACCAAUCCGAUGUGAAAUCAUGAAUAGCCUACAACUGUUUUCCCGCGCUUUUUGUCGACUGCAUGUUUCUUCUUUGGAGUUUUGAUUGGUUCGUGGCAAUAUAUACCUUUCUUGUGACUGCUAAGAAAAAAAUUGUUUGCGACAAUUCUUAGCACACUUCACUGAAAGUCGCUCUAAUAUUAAAUGUACAGCUUUAGUUUCCUUCGUUUAUUGUGAUCUUUGAGUGAAUAUCUUGAAACGAAGGUCAGUACU